This is a messenger RNA of Pelobates cultripes (western spadefoot toad), 48324 nucleotides long. Lineage: Eukaryota; Metazoa; Chordata; Amphibia; Anura; Pelobatidae. The record is from the annotation of a GenBank genome assembly.
CUUGCUGAGUGGUUAGCUGAGGCUAUAGAGGGCGCCGAAUGCCUGCCUAGGCCCGAGGAGAGCGCUGAUUGGCUUGCUGUAACUGAGGAGCGCGCCGAUUGGCUGGCUGUGACUGUGGAGCGCGCCGAUUGGCUGGCUGUGACUGUGGAGCGCGCCGAUUGGCUGGCUGUGUCUGUCACCCACUCAGGCCGGCGCAUGGUGAGCUCGGCACACAAUAGGGGAGGAUCCGGCAGCGCUGCUCUCACUUCCCUCUCCCGCCAGCCCCGGUGUCAGCAGCCCGCCAGUCCGAGCUGCCCUCACCGUGUGCCGGAGGGCGCGUUUCACAGCUCGCGGGUGCCCGGUGUGUGUGUUUCCCGGUCAGUGUGUGUUUCCCGGUCAGUGUUUCCCGGUGAGGAUGCAGCCGGUGUCCCGGGGGUGCUGUUUGUAGUGUGGGCCGCUCUCCGUGUCCCGGUGUCAGCGCUGAGUGUCCGGCAGUGAGGACGAGGACAUGCCGCUACUGCACAGGAAACCCUUCAUCCGGCAACGGCCGCCCCCCGACCUGCAGCCCACCGAGCGCCUCUUCUACUGCCGGGUCACCAACGAGAUCUUCAGGGACUACGAGUAAGAUCACCCUCAGCCAGCUCUGCCCCCCAUCUCUGUCACCCUCAGCCAGCUCUGUCACCCUCAGCCAGCUCUGCCCCCCAUCUCUGUCACCCUCAGCCAGCUCUGUCACCCUCAGCCAGCUCUGCCCUCAGCCGUACCCCCCCUCGUAGCUCUGCCCCCCUCAGCCAGCUCUGCCCCCUCAGCCAGCUCUGCCCCCCUCAGCCAGCUCACCACGCCCCUCAGCCAGCUCUGCCCCCUCAGCCAGCUCUGCCCCCCUCAGCCCGGCUCUGUCACCCUCAGCCAGCUCUGUCACCCUCAGCCAGCUCUGUCACCCUCAGCCAGCUCUGCCCCAUCUCUGUCACCCUCAGCCAGCUCUGUCGCCCUCAGCAGCCAGCUCUGUCACCCUCAGCCAGCUCUGUCACCCCCUCAGCCAGCUCUGUCACCCCUCAGCCAGCUCUGUCACCUCAGCCAGCUCUGCCCCCCAUCUCUGUCACCCUCAGCCAGCUCUGCCCCCAUCUCUGUCACCUCAGCCAGCUCUGUCACCCUCAGCCAGCUCUGCCCCCAUCUCCUAUCACCCUCAGCCCCGGCUCUGUCCCCUCCCAGCCAGCUCUGUCCCCAUCUCUAUCACCCUCAGCCCGGCUCUGUCCCCCAUCUCUAUCACCCUCAGCCGGCUCUGUCCCCCAUCUCUAUCACCCUCAGCCGGCUCUGUCCCCCAUCUCUAUCACCCUCAGCCGGCUCUGCCGCCCUCAGCCAGCUCUGUCAAUCCCCCAUCUCUGUCCUUCUCAGCACUCCCCUCCCCAAACUCUGUCCUCCUCAGCACCCCCCCUCCCCAAACUCUGUCCUCCCAGCACCCCCCCUCCCCAAACUCUGUCCUCCUCAGCACCCCCCACCCAAACUCUGACCAGUCCUCUCUGUAAACCUCACCUCAUCCACAUCUCUAUCCACAUGGUCCUCCACUUUAUAAACAGUAGAAGUUCCAGUGAUGGACAGUUAUGACAACUCCAGAUGUUUCUGAGCUGCAUUGCAGACAGAGCAUCCUCGGUAAUACAGUAACAUCUGGACUAGGACAUUGUUUAAUGUGUAUCUCUCAAAAUACUGAGACAGACCCUGGUGGCUGAACAAGACACGGAACCCCAUACACUCUUUUUUUUAAAUAUUUAGCAUUUUCUUUUCUGUAAUCCAUAAGAUAUUCACUGGUUUCCAAAUAACCUACUUGCCAGCCAAGCUUUAAGUCAGUUGCUAAAAUUUGAAAUGCUGUAGUUUUGUAGUCGGUAAAAUUCAACCAUAUCUGUCUUGUUAUAAAUCUUAGACAAGUUUCCAUGAUGCUCAUUUAGUCCUUAUGGUUUCAUAAUAUACUCCACACAUGCUGGAAUUCAAGAACUUGGUGAUGAUUGUAAUACAAUAUAAGGAUAUAAUUCAUUGCAAGGCCAUUCACUAUCGGUAACAUCCACAACUUCUAUUAUUCUUUUCUCUUACACACGGGAUUCCUUUGUUGUCCAAAGUAAGACAACUGCCAUAAUAGCUAUAAUACAACGUACUCCGUUAUAUUGUAAAUAAUAAAGGAUGGCCAGUUUCACAUGAUCCUUUUUCCGUCAGUGCAAAUGGGUUAUAAGUACGUCCAUGAAAGUUCUUGAUAAGAUUGUCUGUAUCUUGCCCAUAUGCUUUUAUUUAUUUAUUUUUUCCAUCUGUUCAUAUUCACAGACCUUCCUUUCAACAUAUAUUCUUGUUGAUUUAUUUUAAGUGUUUUCUUUAUACAGCACUACCCCAUGUCCUGUUGUGUACUAGCUAAAAUUAUUUUUCUGAGUUUAGCCUCUGUUAAAGUUAACAAUAGAUCUAUAGAAAGCCAAUGUAUUUGUCGCUUUUUGACCCCUAGACGAGAAGCAGAGUUUAGUUUGAAAGCACACGCGACACACAGAAAAGACAUGUGGUUGAUCACUCUUUUGUUUUGGAACUCUUGUUCGUUCUUGUUUUACGUUCGUCUUCAGACUAUAACUAUUUAAUCUCACUGUGAGUUGGAAGAAAAUUUCUGCCUGGUUGUAUGUGUUUAAAAUAUUUCAGUCAUUUUGUUAUUUCACAGUUCAUCUUUCUUUCUUUUUUACCCUAUUUCUUUCUUCUCUUUUGUGUUCAACUGCUUUUGUUUGAGCUUGAAAAAAAAGACCUCCUUUCCCGUCUGCCGUUUCUUUAACUAAAAAAAACGUGCAAUGCAUGUUUCUGCCUCUAAAGAGGGAGCAUCAGACAGGACACAGUGAAAAUCUUGACUAUAACUAGUUUAUUUUCUUGGUCUGUGUUUAGUAAUGAUUGUUGUGUGUUAUGUCUGUGUGCAUGUGAGUGCUGUUUAUUUUGUGUGUUUAAAGAGGGUCUUAUUAACAUUCAGGUAGACCUAGCUGUGUGUUUUGUGAUCUCUGACUAGUAAGUGUAAGCAACAUGGUUCAGCUUUGAUUAACCUCCUCACUCAGCCCAGUGUUGUGUGCUUUGCAGUUGUACAUAUAUAUUAACACAUGCUCCAACCUGUUGAUGUGAACCUCCUCUAUUAUUGCACUUCAAAUUAUUUUUAGUUUAGUUAUAAGUUAGAAAUUGGGAGUACUAGCCAGUUCAUAUGGGACGUGUUAAUACUUGUUCAUAUUUACUUUUUUGCUUAAGACAGAGAAUGGCGUUUUGUUAUAACAAAAUUUGCACCUGUUGCUUGUUUAUUAUGAGUGUGCUUUGAGAUGGGAUAAGAAGUCUGGAGACAUUUCUAUAGAUACUGGGCACCAAGGCCAAAACAUAGAGAGAGGUAGGUAGGUAGCAGCGUACCUGAGCUGUAGGUGCUAUUCAGGUAAUAGAUUGGUAGAAGUACUUGCGGUUAAUGCCCUCACAUGUAGGAAGCAGUUUCUGUUUCUGCACUGUCAAUUGACAAGUUAUCACCAGGUCCCAUUUAUGUGUUGCCAUGGCUACCUGCCCCUCAGAUAUGUAGAUCUCUGUUGGGUGGUGACUUGAUUUUUUUUUAUUUUAUUUUUUAUUUUUUUUAUAGCAAUAUUCUUGUUUAGCUAUGUUUCACCCCUGCCCCUUGUAACACCAAAAUUAUUUCCCACGAGUUAACUGUAUCCUUUCUUACUUCCUGUGAUGCUGCCAUGUCAGAGAUGAGCACAACUUUAAAAGGAUAUAAAAUUCAUCUGUUUUUAUUCUAUCUGUCAUGUGGGUUAUUACAUCAAUAAAACUUCCAUGUGUCGGUAUUUAUUUUUAAACUAUGAAUGUUAGUAGGGGUCAUCAUUCCAGGAAUGAUGGAAAUAGGAAAAUUAGUGAUAACCAUUUCUUAAUGCAUUAUAAAGAUAAUGUGUACAUAAAAUAAGAUGUCCAUUAGUUAAUGCAGAUGCUGAAGAGAUCAAAAAGUCGAUACAUUUUCUCAGCCAAUCCCAGGGCCCCGUUUUUUAUUUAUUAAAGUCUUUAUGGGACAAAGCCUCCAUGCAGCAAUGUAAAAGCUCUUUCACACACAUCUAACUAACCAAUCUAUAUGUUGCUCUUUCAUGUGUGAAGCUAAAAACUGAGAGAAUAGUUCUAAUUUCCAAGUUUCACGCAACUAGCUAUUUGUGCUGUUCUAAAAGGUUUAAAAAAAAAAAGUAAAACUCAUCUGAAUAUCUCUGUUUCUCUGUCUAGUCUCUAUAUCUUCCAUAUAAAUUUACCUCUGCAUCUCCCUGGGUGAUAUUGGCAGAGUCCAGAAAUGUCUAAAGCCUCUGUGCUUGACUGUCUGUCAGGAGUGGCUGUUUGCUGGGAUAAUCUAAACAAGUACAGUCUGGUAAGAUUACACCUUACCAGGCUUUGGUAAUACCGGUGUCCAGAAAUGUUGAUAUAGGACUGAUACUAAGGCGAAAGAAUAAUUUUGUAUGGAGCACUGGCUCAAAUGAGGCAAUCUAUAGCUUCACUUAUGGACUAGUGGUAUAAUAGGUGACAGCCAAAUGCACAUGACUUCCAUCACACACUUGCGCACACAACUCUUACAUAGUAGAGGUAGAUAGGAAGAGACCAUGGAAAUGUAUUUAACUGAAAUGGGAACUGUUUAAACGGCAUUUAUUGCAGAUUUACUCUUGAACUUUUCUGCAUUCAAAUUGUCACAUAAAUGAAAAAUCCAAGAUUCCUUGUUCAUGUAAGCUCGUUUAAGCAGGGUCCUCCUCUUCCUAUUAUUCCUGUAUCAUUUUGUAAAUCUCAUUUAUUGUUAAAUUUGCCCCCCCUGUUCAUAAUAUUGUAAAGCGCUGCGGAAUAAGUUGGCGCUAUAUAAAUACCAAUAAUAAUGUUUUGUUUGUUUUUUCCAUGCAGUGAGUUUUUUGAGCGCACUAUCUUAUGCAACAGCCUGGUUUGGAGCUGCUCCCUUACUGGAAAAAGCGAACUUACAUAUCCAGAAGCACUUGAAUCGGAAAAGAAAAUUAGACAAAGCUUGCAGACUUUCCCUCAACCCUUAAUCGUACCCAUCUUACAUCUCGCUUCGCUUUCCCGCCACCACCGUGUAACAGACUUGUGUGAAGACACCUUUGGAUAUGUUAAAAACAGAUUCUUUGUUGGUGAAACUGUGAAUGUCGUGAGAAAUAGCGGUGCAAGGUAAAUCUUGUAGUUUAAAUAAAGGCCAGGUCUAGGUUUUUCUUGCUGAACUACAUCUUCCAUCAUGCACUGCUGUGAGAACUGAACACCUUGAAGAGUAUGAAGUGUCAGCCAGUGUUAAAUCCUUUUGCAUACCUAGAUUUUCUGUAUAUUUAUAAUGUUGUGCAUGUGUGAAACCUGUAAUUACUACUGCAUUAUGUGGGUUUUUUUUUUUUAAAUUUGUUUUUUAGGGUGUGUUUCACUUUUCUGGAAUUUUACAUUAUGGAAUAAAACAAUGAAAAUCCCCUAUAUCUUGUGUUAAAGGGAAACUAGAGUUCUAGGAAUACAAAAUUGUUUCUGCAGAAAGGGUUAAAAACCCCUUUAGUCACUUACCUGAAUCCAGUGCUGAUGUGCCUCGGCACUGGGUAAGGCUCUGCUCCUCCGUUGAUGUCGGACCUAAUGCACAGCACCACACUCACAUUGGGGCUUUUUCAUAUGGGGUUUUAGCUGACGCAGAAGAGUGAGCAUGUCCAGCGUCUAACCACCCGGAGCGUCUCUACUGGCUGUCUGGUAGACAGCUACUAGAAGUGAAGUUAACCCUGCAAUGUAAUUAUUGCUGUUUCUCCAUAACUGCAAUAAUUACAAUUGCAAGGUUAAACUGACAGGGACAGUGCAUCCAGACCACUAAAAUGAGCUGAAGUGGUCUGGGUGCCUAUAGAGUCUCUUUAACCCUCCCCUCUUCCCCAUGAAAUGCUCUGGUUUGUCUAUUAAAGGAACACUAUAUGGUCAGUAAUACAAACAUGUAUUCCUAACCCUAUAGUGUUAAAAACACAAUCUUACUUUUAUUGCAGUUUGCAGCUGCUGGCUCUGCUCCUGGUCUGCCUGCUUGGCUGACAUCAGAAGUUGUCUGAGCCAAUCACAAUGGAAUGGCUGAGACUGUCAAGGAGGCAGAACCAGCACAAGCCAACACAGCCCUGGCCAAUCAGCAUCUCCUUGUAUAGAUACAUUUAAUCAAUGCAUCUCUAUGAGGAAAGUUCAGUGUCUCCAUGCACAUUGUGCAGCACUACCCCAGGAAGAAUCUCUUAUAGCCAUCUGAGGAGUUGCCAGUGAAGUUAUCCCUAGGCUGUAAUGUAAACACUGCAUUUUCUCUGAAAAGACAGUGUUUACUGCAAAAAGCCUGAAGGGGCUGAUUAUACUCACCAGAACAAAUACAAUAAGCUGUAAUUGUUGUGGUGACUUUAGUGUUACUUUAAAUAUUUAGCACAUUAUAUCAUCAUCCAGUUUAGACAAGGCAACGCCAGGGAAAACACUGCAAAUGAAAAGGAGAACUAGAAACAUUACAAUUCUGUUCUCUUGGUGCUUUCCCUGUACUGUCUGCCAAUUAAAAAGCAGAGUUUAUAAGAUGUAGGCACCCAGCUGCAUGAACAAAAUAUGGAUGUCUAUAUGUAAUUUUAUUUUUCACACAUCAGAAGUACAUAAUUGUUAAACAUUCCAUUCUUUUUAUAUCAGUUUUUGUUGUUGUUGUUUUUUUCACUUUUUAUUCUUUAUCAUCCACGUCCUCCUGUUAUCAUUCAUUGGUGCACAGUGUUAAACGGUGUGCUGGGAGCUUUCACCUACCUCCUAGCUUAGGGAGUGCUCACUGCAGAAAUUGCUCAUCUUUAUUAUUUAGUCUUCAUAGAUAAUUAUUUUUAAUGUGUAAUCUUUCAAAAGCUACCUUCUGUUACGUCGGAGGUCCCAUUGUGAAUUAGACAAAUCUAAUUAGUCUGAAAUCAGAAAUUAUGCUUUGAAGAAUAAGUCAAAAGCUUUAUUUUCCUCUGAAAUUCAGAAUGUUAAGAAAUAAAAGCUAAAACAAUGAGGUGUGAUGUAAAAAGUAUUAGUUGUCAGUGCUUUGCUUUUGAAUGUAUGAUUUCUAGCAGUGCCUACAUGUACCGACUUGCCUAUAACCAGAGUAGAUUCUUACUUGUUCUUUCAAUCAUUAUUUGUCAGAUUGGAGUGCAAAGUUCUGGAAGUUAAACUACCUCCACUGCAAAAUGGAAUUGCAAAUGGCCACAGCACCCACAAUGAAGACACCAUCGUCAUCAGUGAUAGCGAUGAUGAGUCUUCUAAAGCUUCUCCGCAGAAUGGGUAAGUGAAAUCAAUUGAGGGAAAAAACCUCUUUGAACAGAUUUUGUUUCUAUUAACAAUAGACUGAGAAACGAUUUUAGAAUUUGGAAGGUAUGUCACCCAGUAAACCCCCUUAAACUAUUAGAACCGGGUAUUUUAAAGAUGACUUUAUUUAUCUCUUUUAUUUAUUUAUUUUUUUUAGGACUAAAAAAGAGCCUAUAGAUCCUUCUUUGCUGAAGUACAAGGUUAAACCUAUUAAAAAGGAGUUAUAUGAAUCUGUUACUGUCAAGUCAUCUCAACUCAGGUAUGUGGUGUUUUUUGGAGGGGGGGGGGUGUGGUUUUUUUUUUUGUAAAUGAACUUUGUUUGGGUAAAUAGUCUAGAAUGGAAAAGGUCAGUUUAUCUUUUCACACUGCUGUUCGUCCAAAAGUAAAUGACAAAACUAAAUGUAAAGCAGUUUUCCUACAAUAUUGGGAGAAAACAAUACUUCCAGCCAAACAGGCUCUCAGAUUCCUACUUGGAUCAACAAACUAUUCUUGAAUAUGCCAUUUCUCAGACUCUGCACAGAACCUGGCUGAACAGCAAAUACAACUUCAUUAGGCAGAUAAAUUCAAAUUUGUAUUGUUCUUAUUGUGGAGGGAAAACCACUAUUUUCUCAAGUUUAUAUCAGUCAACUUCUUGACCUUUCUAUGGUUCUACCAAAGAAGAGAUUCAUAUAGAUGGUUGUUCGUAUUGGACCUGUGUAUAUUUGUAUGUUAUCAUAUCCUUUCUGAGGUUUAUUUUUUGAUUUGUGGUUAUGUUUUUGUUUUCCCCUUUAAUAAACAAGUUCAACUUUUCUACUCUUUAUUCAUAAAGUGUUCCAUUACUGUUAACAAUUUCUUGACCUACUUCUGCAUUUUCAAAAAAAACAUUUGCUCCAUAAUAUACUUCUUUAAAAUGGAUUCAUUUAUAAGAGGUGAAAUUACUGUCUGUUCUUGUCAAUACCCAAUUUAUUUAUUUAUUUAUUUAUUUAUUUAUUGCAGUAAAGUAUUACUGACCUAGGCAACUGCUUAAUGACAUGGCACGUUUUUGCCAAGUUUGUUCACAAAUUCAUUUCACAGCAUUCAUAUUGUGCAGAUCACUUUUCCCUUCCCAUACUAAAUAAUUGUAUUGUUAAAGUGCAUUUUGCAAUUUGCUUUUAUUGGUUCAACCAUUCGUCCUUUGAUUUUUACAAUAUAUAAAAUAAGGCAUUGUUAUACAACUGGUUACAUUGCUGCAGGCAAAACUGCAACUGCAGUAUGUGUUUUUGUUUAAUUGUAUAAUAGAGCUUGUCUAUAUUGACAAACAGGAGUCAACCUCCAGCUCUUCAGCUGUGACUUUUAAUGCGUUUGUUGGGAAAAGGGUCUAUCUAAAAAUAAAAAUGACGCUUCAAAAAAUAUAAUCCAGAGUAAAAAUUACAUAAACCAUCUAACACAAUGACUGUAGUUCUUUGAAAUGAAGAGGUUACCUGGUGAGAUUUAUAUGCCUGUGCUAGUGUGAAUGGUCACACUUGCAGUUACCAAUAAUGUGUCCCAAUAGAACAACCACAAUAAACAAAUUGAAAUGUCUGGAAAGACAAAUUCUCUGGAACUCCUUGUUGAUGUCACUGAGCAAAUCUUGCAGAGUUGAACUUGAAGAAUAAUAAUGCCUUGUGUUAAGGUGGCAGUGAGCUAAUCACAGCGGAAUACAGGGACAUAAAUGCCCAAAUCAUCAAGAAACAAUAUAUUUUGUUCAGGGAGGAAGUCUGGUGACUCAGGGAGAUCUCUGGAUAGUCUCUUUAUUUUGUUUAAAAAAAAAAAAAAAGCUCAUUGUUGAAAAAAAUAUUUUAAUACACCAUUCACACUUCCAUCAUCAGACUCUGCUACAAAGGAAGAAAAAUUUAUCUAGAAUGUCGGCUAGUUUCACAACUGGUUUCUUAUUUUUUUAUAUUGACAUCAAUACAUUUAUAUACUACUAACGUGAUUGCACUCUUUUUUAAUUAUAUUUAUUUCAGGCCAUAUUUACCUGAUAACUGCAAAACUCUCUGCACCCAGCUAAAAUCGCAAUCCGAUAGAGUAUCUGUAGGAUGUGCUGGAACAACUAAUCUUAACCAUGAGGCCCACUUUGCAUCUCACAGGAUUUAAAGGGUCUGAUGUUAAUGUCUGGAUGCCAGAAAACACAGGACACAUUCAGGGUUCUUGUGGAGUUCAAGCCUUAACACAGGCUUCCCCAAACUCCGGCCCUCCAGAUGUUGCUGAACUACAACUCCCAUGAUUCUUUGAAUGAAGUAGGCUGAGAAUCAUGGGAGUUGUAGGGCUGGAGUUUGGGGAAGCCUGCCUUAACACAUCAGAGCUGUUUUGGCAGCACAAGUGGGUCCUCCAUUAUAUUGGGCUGAUGGUUUUAAUGUUGUGGUUGAUCAGUGUAAUAAUGUAAAAUACAUUUCAUAAGUGACAUUUAUGUUGACUUCAUUGCAUGCCCAUUACUUUUUUUUUUUUUUCUCUGCUUUUCUGUAGUCGAACACCAUCUCUGUUUUCUCAAGAGCGAUUGAAACUUUUUCUGAAGCUGCAUUGUGAAUCACAGAAUGGAAUUAUAAAGCCUAAGGUAUUACCUUUAUUUAUGGCUGGUUACAUUUAUGAAUAUUUUAAAUUUGCAGUACUGACUGAAGGCUAUAUCAUGUGGGAAUAAUCCUCCAUGUUUUAUGUAAAUGUCCAAAAUGAUAUCUGCAUUUCCCAUCUUAAAACGGAUUUUGACAAUGGGGGACAAAAAGCCCAAUUGGUGGUCCAAUUUUGGAACGAAAACCACAGUUCUGGAAUUUAGUUAGUGCUCAGUACAGUGGCCAUCAACAUUCUCCUUGACCUCUUCCACUAUAUUUUGGUUACACCACGAUUGAGACUGUUCUUGGUGCUUUAAACAUUCUAUUUCCUCAAAUUCCGGAAUUUUCACCCUACCAACUUAAUGUUAUGACCCAUUCCAAUUUUAUUUAUUCUCCACUCCAAGCUAUUUCUAUGCUUGCCUUGCUCUGAGAUAUCAUCGCUAAUUGCAUGUAUGUCCACAUCAGAUUUCCAUUAAUAACGAGAGGAGGGUCUUAAAAAAAAAAAAAAAAAAAAAUGCUGAAAAUCUAGCAAUAAUUCUAUUACAGUUGGGUGUUUCUCUGGAGCUGAUUUAGAAUUUCAGAUUGCGGUCUAAAUUGGUGUGUUCUCUCCUCCCCCUUUUUUCCUAUUUGGAGUGAUAGCAUUUUCAAUAUUCUGAGAUUUUGUUCAGUAUUCCCAUAUGUAUCUGUAGGUAAAAUGCUACUUCAUUUAGUAUGUGUGUAAUUUUGUUUAUAAUAUUUUUUUUUUUUUUAGGCAAUUUCACUUACAAAGCAUGAAGUUUCAGAGAAAAACUUCUUUCAGUAUUUCCCAGACGACCCCCCAAGUUUUCAGCGCACUCCAACAAACAAAAUCCAAACUGGAAGACCCUCCACCAACAAACAUUUAAAAAGCGUGAGUUAAAUUUUUCAUAAAUAUUUCAUUCCAACUUUUUUUUUAUUUAUUUCUUUUUUUAAACUUUUUUUUUUCCUUUUUGGUUUUUUCUUUUUUUUGUUUUUUUUUUUUUUUUAGGCCAGUAAUUUGUCAAGGGAGAAAAAAAUGAAAGCUGCAAGAGAACAGGAGAGAAUUCUAAAGCACAAAAAUGAGUUGAAAGCCAUGGGUAAAAAAAUAUAUAUUUUAAAUCCUAUUUGCGUUAUAACAAUUGUUUGGCUUCUGGCUGGUCAUUUGUAAAUGUUCAGUUGAUGGAACAAGGUACUCUGGCACAGCAAUGCAAAAUUUAGUAUGGAUAAUUCCUUCUGCAUAUUCAAUUAUUUCCAAAAAGCGGGCAUCUUAAAAACAGAAGUUGGGUACCUAAGGUGCCCACUCUGUUAUCAAGCCUCCCAAAUACAAUCAAUGGAAAACUUAUUGUGUGUUGUGAAUUCUACUGCGCACAUCAGAGGUCAACCUUCUAGCAAGAAUCGUUUUAAAUCUAUGCUAAUUUUACUAUUUAACCAGCACAUUAGUUAUCUGAAGGGUCCUCUACUAUUCCAACACUGUGGAUAACCAAUCCAUUUUAAACCAUGUGAUACUUAAGUUUACCUAUUUGUUUAGAUUUGAGUAGGUCUGCCUGAUUCCUUUUUUAUAAGAAAAAUUAACCUGGACACCUGAUUUUCUUCGGUUCUUAACAGAAAUGGAAAAGGCUAGAAUGCGGAGGGAACGAGGAGAAAUGGAAAAAAACAAGGUUCGAGAAAGGCAAUGCAAAGACUGGGAAAGAGAAGAACAGAAAAAGAUGAUUGAGGAGGAAAGACUCAGGAGGAAAGAAGAAAUUGAGCGGAAUAAAUUAGAAAAAGAGAAGGUAAUGGAUGCAUCCACUUCUUCCAAAGGUCUCAUAAUGGAUCUGUUGUGUUUGUGGUUUUCAGAUUAUUAUUAUUAUUUUUUUUUUAUAUACAAUUAUUUUUCAUGUUUCCCAAUUGUUUGUUUUUGAUUUCUCAAGUUUUUACAUCAAAUUAUUAAAUAACGAUUGUGGAUGCUUGUCAUUUUACUUUUUAUCCACUGUAAACCUAACAUUUUUGAUUUGCUUUCUCUGUCUAUGAUUAUUUUUCAGCGAUAUUUGCCAGUAGUCAUUAAACAAAUCAGCAGACAUAAGACUUCCAAAAAUGUUUUUUUCCUUAAGUUUUUAAAUUUUAUUUAUUUUAAUGGAGUUUAUGGAAGCACUCAAGGCACUAGAACAACUAUGAUGCCAGGAGGUCCCUGCUGCAGGCCUACCAUUAGGGAUUAAACCGUUUAUGAUGGUCUUCUUUCCAGCGUUGUAUUGCUAUGCCUCGGACUACAGCGAGAGAAGUCUUCCUGCAGUUCCUCUAUGCUCCCUCGUGCUGUGUAAUGAUGCCCGGAGCCGGAAUAUGUCAUUCAGGCCCGGCAUCACUGCAGACAAGAGCUGCAGGAAGACUGAUCCCUCGCGCACAAGAAUAUCAGCCCCACUGGACCCCAAGGAAAGUCCACUCAGCUCUACCAGUGGUAGGGAGGCGGGGUGGAUUAAAAUUAAAAAUAUAAAUGUGUAUGUCUGUCAGAGAGUUUGUCUGUCAGAGAGUUUGUCUGUCAGAGAGUUUGUCUGUCAGAGAGUUUGUCUGUCAGAGAGUUUGUCUGUCAAAGUACCUUCCCCCCUCUGAUCACAUGAUUGGUGUUUUACUUUUGGGGGUAGGAGGGUUAGCAGGGAGCAAAUGUUGUUGUUUUUUUUGUUUUGUUUUUUUAUAAUUAUUAAUCAAUUAUUUGUCCCCACCUUUGGUGACGGAGGUGAGGACACAGCCAGCCCUGUUGGUCCGGUGGGGAGUUCUGUUCUCCUCUGGCUGCAGGCUCUGGUCUCCUGUCCUCCCGUGUAGGACAUAGUGUGGAGUGUUGCCACGGCAAUGAGCAGCCAGGUUGCAUGAGGAGCACUGUUCCUCAGGGUCCUCGCGCCGUCUCUCCCUUCUCUCGAACGGCCUUUGGGCUGUUAAAGGGAGCUCUUUGAUCUCCCCACUGGCCUGAGAGGGCCCACGGAAAGAAAACAGGACUGGCUCUCCAUUUGCCAGCUUCUUCCUUUCUUCGAUCUCCCCUGUCGGCCAGGCAGAUGUGUAUUGUGGGGCCCCCGGGCAACUGCUCAGCGUGCCCAUUUGGAAAAACUGCCCUGAGUCCCAUGGGGUGAGAGCUAUUAUGAAACACUGCCAGUACAAACCAUAUAUUAUGUUGAAAUAGAAAAUACGUGUUAUUGUAGCUAUAUGCUCAGAGGGACUCAAUGGGUGUGUGCGGCGUUUCUUUAAAUGUCACAGGUUUACAUUCUUCAGACAUCUUACUUUUUAAGGGAACUUCUGUUGUUUGUUCAUUUUAAUUUUCUACAGCUGUAAUUUGGGAUUGAGCUGCAACAAGGUACUUGGGUUUGUGUGAUUUAAAAAAAAAAAAAUUCUUUAACUUUUUUUUUUUUUUUUGGGAGUUGCUUAUUUUUUUUACUGUUCUCAUUGUUUGUUUGAUUCUGCCUUACAGUCCGUUACUAGUGACCUGUAAUACUAACUUCUGCUGAAUUCAAACCUUUAAAUACAUAUUCCUCUUCUAGGAAAGAGAGAAAAUCCGUGAGGAAAAGCGGAAAUAUGCAGAACAUCUGAAACUAUGGAGUAAGCCGCGGGAAGACAUGGAGUGUGAUGAUCUCAAGGUGCACAUUGCAUUUAUUUCUUUUUGCAGAGGCCACUAUUAAUUACUAAUUCAACUGGAUCACACUCCCUCUCCUAAUUAUAACAUUUCUUCCUUACUUAUAUAUUUUCAAGUACUUUUUAAUAAAAGAUUUAGUUUUUUAAUUAAAACAAUAUUAAGAAAGAAGUACUGGUUACAUGAUAUGGGUUUAGAGAAAACAAUAUAAAUGUUUGGUGGACUAUGAUUAACUUUGUGUCCACACACACUAUCGGAAUGAUCAAGAUUUUUUUAUUUUUUUAUUUCCUUUUCGGCCUUCUUAAACCAUUUGUGAUGUAGGAGCUGCCGCUGCCCACAUCUGUGAAGACUAGGAUCCCUCCUGAAUGUUUUGGUGAUGCUAUUAUGGUUUUAGAGUUCCUCCAUGCUUUUGGUGACCUGUUUGAUCUCGUAGACGAGUUUCCUGAUGGCAUGACCUUUGGUAUGUGUAUCUGUCUGUUGGUGUAACUGGCAUAUGUAAAAAAAUAAAUAACAAAUAAAUAGAAGUAAUUAUAUACAGGGAGUGCAGAAUUAUUAGGCAAAUGAGUAUUUUGACCACAUUAUCCUCUUUAUGCAUGUGGUCUUACUCCAAGCUAUAUAGGCUCGAAAGCCUACUACCAAUUAAGCAUAUUAGGUGAUGUGCAUCUCUGUAAUGAGAAGGGGUGUGGUCUAAUGACAUCAACACCCUAUAUCAGGUGUGCAUAAUUAUUAGGCAACUUCCUUUCCUUUGGCAAAAUGGGUCAAAAGAAGGACUUGACAGGCUCAGAAAAGUCAAAAAUAGUGAGAUAUCUUGCAGAGGGAUGCAGCACUCUUAAAAUUGCAAAGCUUCUGAAGCGUGAUCAUCGAACAAUCAAGCGUUUCAUUCAAAAUAGUCAACAGGGUCGCAAGAAGCGUGUGGAAAAACCAAGGCGCAAAAUAACUGCCCAUGAACUGAGAAAAGUCAAGCGUGCAGCUGCCACGAUGCCACUUGCCACCAGUUUGGCCAUAUUUCAGAGCUGCAACAUCACUGGAGUGCCCAAAAGCACAAGGUGUGCAAUACUCAGAGACAUGGCCAAGGUAAGAAAGGCUGAAAGACGACCACCACUGAACAAGACACACAAGCUGAAACGUCAAGACUGGGCCAAGAAAUAUCUCAAGACUGAUUUUUCUAAGGUUUUAUGGACUGAUGAAAUGAGAGUGAGUCUUGAUGGGCCAGAUGGAUGGGCCCGUGGCUGGAUUGGUAAAGGGCAGAGAGCUCCAGUCCGACUCAGACGCCAGCAAGGUGGAGGUGGAGUACUGGUUUGGGCUGGUAUCAUCAAAGAUGAGCUUGUGGGGCCUUUUCGGGUUGAGGAUGGAGUCAAGCUCAACUCCCAGUCCUACUGCCAGUUCCUGGAAGACACCUUCUUCAAGCAGUGGUACAGGAAGAAGUCUGCAUCCUUCAAGAAAAACAUGAUUUUCAUGCAGGACAAUGCUCCAUCACACGCGUCCAAGUACUCCACAGCGUGGCUGGCAAGAAAGGGUAUAAAAGAAGGAAAUCUAAUGACAUGGCCUCCUUGUUCACCUGAUCUGAACCCCAUUGAGAACCUGUGGUCCAUCAUCAAAUGUGAGAUUUACAAGGAGGGAAAACAGUACACCUCUCUGAACAGUGUCUGGGAGGCUGUGGUUGCUGCUGCACGCAAUGUUGAUGGUGAACAGAUCAAAACACUGACAGAAUCCAUGGAUGGCAGGCUUUUGAGUGUCCUUGCAAAGAAAGGUGGCUAUAUUGGUCACUGAUUUGUUUUUGUUUUGUUUUUGAAUGUCAGAAAUGUAUAUUUGUGAAUGUUGAGAUGUUAUAUUGGUUUCACUGGUAAUAAUAAAUAAUUGAAAUGGGUAUAUAUUUGUUUUUUGUUAAGUUGCCUAAUAAUUAUGCACAGUAAUAGUCACCUGCACACACAGAUAUCCCCCUAACAUAGCUAAAACUAAAAACAAACUAAAAACUACUUCCAAAAAUAUUCAGCUUUGAUAUUAAUGAGUUUUUUGGGUUCAUUGAGAACAUGGUUGUUGUUCAAUAAUAAAAUUAAUCCUCAAAAAUACAACUUGCCUAAUAAUUCUGCACUCCCUGUAUAAUUUUAUUUUUUUCCUUCUGUUUGAGGGUUAUAUUGUUUUCUGCAAGACAUUUUGCUUGUAGCUGUUAAUAGUUCACUUUUUUUUUUUUUUUUUGGCAAUCUGUUUUCUUGGCUUACAUAUCCUGAGAUCAAUCCAUUGUUACAUUUCUAAUGUAGAUAUAUUUAUGGAAUUAAGAAUGUAUAUGUAACCAAUUGUUAAAUAAGUUAUUUAUAUAUAUAAUUUUUUUUAUUUUUUAUUUAUUUUUUUAUAAAAUUGUGUGAGGGAUACAUCAAAAUAUUGUUAGUGCCUUGCUAGUUUUGCUGUAUAGCUGUAUAGAUCAGUUUUUUGGGGGAAAAAGCGAGUAAUAAGAAUUGUGUGACAAGAGAACACAUUAGAAACUUGUAGCAGAUUUAUGAGCACUCCUGGCACCAUAACAACUUUUUUUUCAAUGAAUGAAAUAACUCUGUUAUUGAAGAUACACUAGAGAUGUGUUAACCCUGCAUUCAAAACAUGUUGUUUUUUUUUGUCAUCAGGUCUGGGUUCCUUUAGUGUUCCUUUAAAAUAGAAAUAUGUAAACAAAUUAUUAAACCUUUUUCCCCUUUUUUUUUUCUUUUUUUCUUCUCAAUGCAUAUAUCAGUGAUGCAUGUAGAGUUGGCCGAUAUAAACAGUGUAUCAUUCUGAAGUGUUUGCACCUAUUAUGUAAAAAUAAUCUGUUUUUCCUAUCCCUUGUUGACAUUUAGAGAUGCUGGAAGAGGCUCUGGUCGGCAAUAACCCCGAGGGUCCACUCUGCGAGUUGCUGUUUUUUUUCCUGACUGCUAUUUUUCAGGCAAUGACUGAAGAAGAGGAAGAAGUAGCAAAGGACCAGAUAAUCGAGGCAGAGACCAAAGGUUGUAUGUUUUGCCAAACAUUAUCAAAAAAAUAGCUAAAUGCAAAUUAUCAGGAAAAAAGUUACCGGUAUAUCAUGCGUAAAAUUGUAAGCUAGUUUGAGGCUUUCUAAUUCACCUCUUGUCGAUGUCAAUAUUUUUGUAUGUCAGUUACUUGCUGUCAGAUACCCCCUCUCUGUUAUUAAGCUCUGCUGAAUAACUCUUUGAAUUAUGAGUAUUGUUCACAGCAUAUUUAUAUUUGUUACACUGAGUGUAUAGUAAUGCUUUUGACAAUUAACAGCUCAUUACAAUACCAGCAGAAUGGAGGGAUUUAAAGUGGCUAGAUUUGUCUUCUAUUUUGUAGUGAAUAUGGAACAAUUCCGCACCCACAAUUUGUGAAAACGUGCCUCCCUUAAAUAAUGGAAAAUCUAAAUAUGAUAUUAAAAAGUAAAAUGCACGCUUUUAAUUAUUUUAAAAGGAUAAAUUUUUUGUAAAUUAGAACACUUGAAUCAAAUUGCCAGUUUUCUGUGCAUUACUACAAAAUGGUCAUUUAGUAAAUUAAAGGGACACUCCAGGCACCCAGACCACUUCUGCCCAUUGGAGUGGUCUGGGUGCCAACUCCCACUACUCUUAACCCUGCAAGUGUAAUUAUUGCAGUUUUUUUAUAAACUGCAAUAAUUACCUUGCAGAGUUAACUCCUCCUCCUAGUGGCUGUCUACUAGACAGCCACUAGAGGGCACUUCCUCCUUCUUAGCACAGAAAACCUGUGCUAGAGCAUCGCUGGAUGUCCUCGCGCUGUGUGAGGACCUCCAGCGUCGCUCAAUUCCCCAUAGGAAAGCAUUUUCAAUGAUUUCCUAUGGGGAGCUCUAAUGCGCGUGCGCAGCAUUGCCGCGCAUGCGCAUUAGGUCUCCCCGGCCGGUGGGCGGUGGGCGGGAUCAGUCCCGCCCACCGGCAGACGUAAUACAGAGGAGGAGAAGCAGCGACGUGGGACAUGUUGCUGCCUCUGGUAAGUCAAUGACUGGGUUUUCAACCCUUCAGCAACAGGGGAUUGGUGGGUGGGAGGGAGAGGGGACCUGCAGUGCCAGGAAAACUGAUUGAUUGUUUUCCUGGCACUGGAGUUUCCCUAAUCAUUUUAAAAUAUAAUGCAAAUAGAUGUGUUCACUAUUAAUUAAUGCACGUCAAACUGGCUGGUAAUCUGAAAAGUCUAUAUAUAAUUUGACUUACAAGUAAUAUAACAAUGCCCAUAUCUUGCCUAGAAGUCAUGGAGAGUAGAUUUGCUUAAUAAGUGUAAUCACUGUAAUAUUCAUGUUUGCAUUCUCUCCCCUUUUUUAAUGUGGUUUUUGACAGAUCUGACAGAAGCAUUGGACGAGGUUACUGACCUAACUAAAUCUGCCUAUGCAGCAGUAGCAUCCCUGGCGGCUGCGUGGCCACAAUUACACCAAGGUGUGUUACUAUCUUUUGUGUGAUUGUUUCCUGUGAUGACGAUUAUCAAUUGUAGAUGGUAUAAAAAUAUUUACAAUACUGACAUGUGCAUCUGCUGCCUUGCUUUGUUUUGCAGGCUGCAGUUUGAAGGAUCUAGAUUUGGACAGUUGCACGCUUUCUGAGAUUCUGCGUCUCCAUAUAUUAUCAUCGGGUGCUGAUGCAAAUUCAGCUAGCGCCAAAUACAGAUACCAGAAACAAGGUGGAUUUGACGCUACGGAUGAUGCCUGUAUGGAGCUCCGUCUCAGCCACCCUGCGAUAUUGAAAAAGCUCUCCUCUGUGUCUGUUUAUGCCUUGACACCUGGUGAGAAAUACUUUACUUUUACAAUACACUGCCACACAGGAAAGAUUGUCCUUUUUAUUUUAUUUUUUUAUACAAGUACCCCUUAGAAUAGGAUUUGAUCAGUGAUCUUGGUCUUUAAAAAGGAAUAUAUGUAUGCUUGGUUCUGUUUGAUAGUACCUGCAGUGAGAUACUCACCAAAAAGUGAUUCCUCUCUCCUCCUGGCUCUCUGAGUUCAUGGGGACUUGAGAUCCAGACCCUAUGUUUACAUAACUUUUGAUGCAGAUGCCCUUAAUUUGUUCUUAUUAUGGUUCCCUGAAUACUACUAGGCACAAAUGUGCUUGAUAACUCGCAUAUCAAGGCUAAAGUAACCCCAAUUCUGAAAAAGCCCAGCCUUGAUCCCAACUCCCCAUCCAACUACCGCCCUAUCUCGCUACUGCCAUUUGCCUCCAAGAUCCUCGAGAGAGUUGUCUACGCCAGAUUGACAGACUUUCUUGAAUCCAACUCUCUGCUUGACCCCCUUCAGUCUGGAUUCCGCGCUGGUCACUCUGUCGAAACUGCUGUGACCAAAGUAUCCAACGAUUUAAUUGCUGCUAAAUCUCACGGCCAAUACUCUAUCCUAAUCCUCCUUGAUCUUUCUGCCGCCUUUGACACUGUUGAUCAUCAACAGCUUCUUCACAUUCUCCGUAACUUUGGUCUACGGGAUUCUGCUCUCUCCCAGCGCUCAUUCAGUGUUUCUUUCUCUGGCUCUGCCUCUUCUCCCCAACCCCUCCCUGUCGGCGUCCCCCAAGGUUCUGUCCUCGGCCCCCUAUUGUUCUCUAUCUAUACUGCCUCCCUUGGUAAACUCAUCAGCUCUUUUGGCGUCCAAUACUAUUUAUAUGCAGAUGACACGCAAAUCUACCUGUCCUCCCCUGAUCUCUCUCCGCCCACCCUGACUCGUGUUUCUGACUGCCUCUCUGCUAUUUCUAACUGGAUGGCUGCUCACUUCCUUAAACUCAACCUGUCCAAAACAGAACUUCUAGUUUUUCCUCCCUCAAGUGCUGCUACUCCUGUGUCUGUCGCCAUCCAAGUCAACGGCGCUACUAUCACCUGUACCUCCCAGGCUCGCUGCCUAGGGGUUCUUUUUGAUUCUGAUCUCUUUUACUCCCCAUUUUCAAUCGAUAGCCAAAUCCUGUCGCUUCCAACUCAAGAACAUAGCGCGCAUCCGCCCAUAUCUAACGCCGGACGCGGCUAAGGUACUGGUUCAUGCUGUUCUCUCUCGCCUUGACUAUUGCAAUCCCCUUUUCACCGGUCUUACAUGUUCCCAGCUUGCACCGCUGCAAUCUAUAAUGAAUACGGCUGCGAGGCUUAUUUUCCUGUCCGGUCGCACCUCCCACGCCUCCACGCUCUGUCAGUCCCUGCAUUGGCUUCCAGUUAGAUAUAGGGCCCAAUUCAAAAUUCUGGCGCUUGCUUACAAAUCCCUACAUAAUGCUGCUCCAACAUACCUAUCCUCCCUCAUACACAAGUAUGUCCCGUCGAGACCCCUGCGCUCAGCCCAAGACCUACUCCUAUCCUCUGCCCGGAUCCCCACCUCUGAUGCUCGCCUUCAAGACUUCUCCAGGGCUGCACCUAUUCUGUGGAACUCCCUUCCCUCCUCAAUCAGACUUUCACCCAGCCUCCAUUCCUUCAAAAAAUCUUUGAAAACUAACUUCUUCAUUAAAGCGUAUCAAUUAAACUGUCAGCAGGUUUCUCAUCCCCCACCCCAUGACUCCGUUCCUUUACCUGUCAAAAAUGACCUACCAAGCACUCAAUAAACCCUUCUGUAACAAACUAUUUAAUUCCCCUACUUUAACCCUUUGUGUCACUAUACCCCACUCCCUCUAGCAUGUAAGCUCAUCGAGCAGGGCCCUCAACCCCCUCUGUUCCUGUACGUCAGUGGUCUGAUCUCAAUUAUGUGUCUGUUAGUCCACCCAUUGUACAGCGCUACGGAAUUUGUUGGCGCUAUAUAAAUAAUAUAAUAAUAAAGAGACCAAGGGCCUCACUAUGCCUGUAAAGGUUGAUCCUCCUCAGGGAUCUCUCUAAUGUCCUACCAGGUUGUUUUGCAUUCUGUAUACCUGUACUCUGUUUUAAUUGCAACUGAGACCUGUCCAUCUCUUUUCUCGCCCCGUUUUACAAUUAUUAUUUGAACUUGUCAUAUGGAAGACACGGUAUGUAGACCUAAUGAUGCGAUUCCAUUUUUUAAAAUUAAUUUUCCCCCCCUUGUAGGUGAAAAGUUAAUGAUUCUUCAUGCAUUGUGUGGAAAGUUGCUGACAUUGGUCUCAACCAGAGACUACAUUGAAGAUUACUUUGAAGAGCUUCGCCAGGCAAAGCAAGAGUUCAGAGAACUGAAAUCUGAACAGAAUCGGCGAGGGAGAGAGGGGGCUGCUGCCAGGUCAGUAUAUUAUGGGUAGUUACAGGUUUCAGUGUUUUUCCAUUUUCUUAACAUCUGAUCAAAAACCUGGCUACUUGUAGUCAUUGUGAAAAAUAUUUCUUGUGUUUGUGUUGAUCUUUAGUUCGCCAGGAACUAGAUCAUCAGUUUCAGCAAAACCUUAAUUGGUGCUGUCCUAAUUUCCAGCCAAUCCUCCUCCUUAGAAAAAAGUCCUCAGCGCCAAGAUCCCCCAGCCUUUGCCUGUGCCUUGACAUAAUAGCUCAAUCAGAGGCUAGCUAGACUGCAGAUGUUGCAAUCUAAAGGCAUGUCUUCAGUUUGUGGCCAGUUUGUGAUCUCUGUGCUUGAUUGGUCCGUGACAAUGGUAUUGAAAUGUACUUCUGACUGCUUUUUAAUUAAUUUUUUUGUAAGCAUAUAGAACUUUCAACCUACUUCUAUUCAUAGACCAUACUGCAUUCUGCUGCUUGAGUACUAUCUAGCUCACUAGCUUUUUUUUUUUUUUUUUUUUAUAUAGACAUUAAUGCUCUGCUUACGAACUUUUCAGGGUGACCUACGUAAAUUACCACGUUGUAUAUACGCUCGAGCAAUUAGUUUUUGUUACCAAGUAUCCUAUUCACACUUUCUUCUGUGAAUUGAGUAUACACUCUGCCUUAUUAUAAAAAGGGAGAUUUCCCUCUUACUAGAUUAUAGAAGUUUAAUCCUUUUUAUUUCCGCUACUUAUAGACCGUUUCAUAGUCCUUAUUGAACUGGCUCUCUUUCUUAGUUCUAUUUCAAUUUUAGGAAGCCGUUCCAUUUCCUGGUGUCUCACUUUUAAGAAUAGUUUUUUUUUUUUUUUAUAUAUUUGUCUAAAAGUGUGUCCACACACCCACCCCACUAAGGUUGGUCGCUUGCCAUUCUUGGCUUUUUGUUUUUUGUGACCAGGAUUAGCAUGGUGCUUCUGGAAACAUAAGGGCAGAGAAUGUUUACCCCUGCCUCCCGCUGCUAUCCUCUUCUGGUUAAUGGAACUCACAGUGGCAAUGGCAGCAAACCUAAUUUAGAACUUUGCAUCAGUUGACUAGUUAUUUCGUCUUACUUUUUGUUUGUUAUAAAUUAUAUACAAAAUACCAGCAAAGUGAAUAUCAUUUGAGGUCAGAUUGGUAAAUUAUAGUAAGCUACUGGUGAAAAUCUCUUCUGUUGUGUAUGUAUUCCUGACACUAUAGUGUUAAAUAUAAUUCUGAGGUCAGGGCUUUGGCCAGAUGCACGCUGACCAAUCAGCAUCUCCUCUUAGAGAUGCAUUGAAUCUAUGCCUCUCUAUGGGGAAAGUUCAGCGCCUCCACGCAGAGCAUGGAGACACUGAAUGUCCGUGUUGCAUGUUGUGCGGCACUGACCCAGGAAGCACCUCUAGCGACUGUCUGAGUGACUGCCACUGGAGGUGUCCCUAGGGAGCAAUGUAAACGCUGCCUUUUCAUUAAAAUUACUGCAGGGACAGGCUAUACUUCUCAAAACUACAUUCAGCUCCAGUUGUUUUGGUGACUAUAUAGUGUCACUUUAAGAACUAAAUGUCAGAGAUUGUCAUUGGUCAUACUAGGGUUACAAAUUCGAAGCAUUCCACUGUAAUGCUACACUGUAUUACAUAAUCCUGUAGUCCAAAUGUACAGAAGUAAUGAUCCAAGCAUGCCAUCUUAAUAACCAAUAACAUUUUCCAAGUAAUAUCUCUGAUAUAAGGUUUUAAAACCCACUGGAAAGAAACUGAGGGGUACUUAAAUGGUGAUCAUUUUUCUCUAUUAGAAUUCGUAAACGGAAAGUGGAUAAGCUGAAGGAACAGGAGAUGAAGAUGAAAGACAAGCAUGAGAAAUUGAAGGAAGAAGAGAGUAGUAGAUGUGCAGGGUAAGUGACGUUCGAUAAGCCUUCCUCAUACAGGAUUUAUAAUCUGCUUCUGAUGAAGCUUUACUGUGAUAUCGUUAUUCCUCUGCGAUUGUGUUUUGCUAUCGGAGUAUUUAGCCUGUUGUAUGUUGGUUUUUGUGUUUCUUAGAAAUGAAGAUGAUUUAGAUACUAGUUCAGAGAACAAAGAUCCAGAGCAAAAAGAUCAAGACUCAGAAGAUGAAGACACAUCAUUUGGCCAAAAAGGUAGACACAUAGCUGAAAUGUGCCUCUUUAUUUACAUACACAAAUUUAUAAUAAGGCAUUAUCAUGCUUCAGUUAAGAGGGGCGAUGGGUACAUUUUUGUAUUUUAUUUUUAAUUUUAUUUUUUUUAUUUUUUUUCUUGGUUUAUCUCAAUUUUGUCUGACCACCAGCACUGUUUGUUAAAAUUUUAAUGGAACCAACACUUCCCAGAAUUAUUUAAUGAUUUAAUUUUCCCCUAUAUUUAACUGUGUUUAUGAUGUCUGAAAAUGAAAUGUGGAAAUCUCCACUACAUUUACCUCUGCCGUGGUGUGCUUCCAUCUUGGCUCUCUAACAGAUUUUUUUAUUUAUUUUUUAUUUUUUUUAAAGCGAUUCCAUUUGUACCGGUCAGCAUAUAGUGAGGAGGAGAAAUCAAAAUAAUUACUAUUCUCUCUCGAUUAUAUAAAUAUAUAUAUUUUUUUAUUUUUAUUUUUUUCUCUAAUCACAAUAUAAACAUGCAAACCUAACCAAUCAUUAAACGCUUAAUUGUGUCCUAUCUUGUGUCUAGGGAACAAGACCCAGAAUGGCUUAAAAUAUGGUAAGAAUAGCGGCCUAAGUAUGGGGGUAACCAUGGAAAAGAAAGGAGCUUUAACUCCUGAAGAGCAAGAGUCCUUGAGGCAGCAACAACAGAAAAAAGAGCAGGAGUUGUUAGAAAAGAUACAAGAGGCUACAGCCUGCACCAAUAUCUUCCCACUUGGUCGAGAUCGUUGGUAUAGGCGUUUCUGGACAUUCUAUUCUGUGCCAGGACUAUUUGUAGAGGAAGACUACUAUGGGCUCACUGAGGACAUGCUACAACCACGGCCAAUUUCUCAUCGAGAUGCCUUGAAUCUUGCAAUUAAUUGCCACGCACCUCCUGAUCGAAACAUAAAUGAAGAGCUUCCCAAACCUGUGACCAAGCCAAACCGUUGGUGGUUUUAUUACUCCACUGAGCAACUGGAUGAGCUGAUUGAAUGCCUUAAUACCAGAGGAUACAGAGAGACCUCACUGAAAGACAUACUUGUUCAAGAAAAAAACAAGAUCUCCCAAAAGCUGACUAAUCUUCCUGUCAACCGCUUCCAUCUUUCUGGUACUGUUACUGCCAUGUAUUAUGGGUUUAGCACAUAACAUAUGUUAUAACCAUGUUUAUAAAUAUAAAAUCGACUACCCUACAAUAUCAAAAUGGGAAUAAAGUAAUGGGAAUCUCAUAAAAAAAAAAAAAAAAAAGGUUUGAGGAAAGUAAAUUGUCCCUUUUAAAGAAUGUAACAUUCCGAACGGCUUAAGUGCAAUACGGAGGUACAGUUUUAGAAUACCAAAACUACUUUGAGACCAGAACUGAAGUUUCAAGAGAAAUUGUAGUAUUUGGGUUUUUUUAGUUUUUUUUUUUUUUUUUUUACCCUACUUGCCUCUAAUUGUUGCACUGUAAGCGUUCACUAAAAUAAAAAUACAUUUCCUGUGCAACACAUUCGGCCAAAUGAUAUGCCGUUUCUUGUAAUGCCUGCGCCUAUUAUUUGGGACAUGUACUUAUACAAUAUAAUAUGAAUUUUUUUUUUUUUUUUUGGCUUGGCUGUCCUUGGCCAGUAAUGAGUAAUAGUGUAAGCGUUUAAUUUUAACUUUUUAAACACUUGCCUGAAUCCACUGGUGAUGUCCCUCAUUACUGGGUCAGGCUCCUCUGCCGACGUCCACCGUUCUGGGGAACCUAAUGCACCUUUGCAACAAACACUGAACACAUAUUAGGUCUUCCCCAUAGGGAAGCAGUGACUCAAUGCUUUCUUUUGGGGACUCUGAAAAUGCUGGGCAUUCUCAUUCAAACUCCAUGAAACUGCAGGAAGUGCCUCUAGUGGCUGUCUGGUAGACCACCACUAGAGGCAGUCUUAACAUUGCAGUUUUGCAGGGUUAAGGGAACAGGGACACUGCACCCAACACACUUCAACGAGGUAAAGUAGUCUGGAUGCCUAUCGUGUCCCUUUAACAAAGCCCUACCAUCUUUGUCCAGCUCUUACAAAAUCCAAGUCUGUGGCACGCAGGUAAAAACUUGUGCUUGGCCCCAUUCAUAAAACGUAUUCAGCCGUUCCACUUAUUGGAUCUGAUGAAUAAAACAGCUGCUGACUGCAGAACCACAUAAUCAUUAUGAAACAGCAUCACAACCCAUAGUGGGAGGGACUCUCUACUGCUGUUUGUCUAUGGAUUGACCGUAGGAAUGCUAAUGGCAUACACUAGGUAUAUAGGCCAAUAAAUAAAUGUUUUUAUUUUUUUGGGGUGGGAGGGGGGAGCUGGGGGGCAGGGAUCAAAAUAGUAUUUCUCCUAAGCAUGCUAUAUAAACCAGACCGUUCCAAACAUAUUGAAGUCAUUUUGUGAUCUACUUUUUUAGAUAACCCACCGCCUAUAGAUUCUAAGCCUGGUCGGGGACGGUCACAGCAAGUGCCUGAUACAACUCAAGUUUCAGCAGAGAAGCAACUUCAACUACGGUUGUGUGAUCUACUCUUGGAUAUUGAAGAUAGAAUUUACCAGGGGACACUUGGCUCUGUUAAGGUAUAAAUAUGGUUACAAGUAUCAAGAUCAGAUUGUAUGAAAAUUAUCUUAAAGCAGGCUACUAACUGUCUCAAACUAUGGUGAUUGUGUUUGAUAAGACAUUUAUUCACACAUUCCACACCUAGUUUGGAAGGUUUCUUCAAAACCUUGAUGGCUCAUUUGAAAAUUUCAGACAGCACAGUGACUAAGCCCUUUUAAACUUUUGCAUAAAGGCAUUGAUGGCUUAUUUUACAUCCCUCUUUAUUUUAUCACAUUUUUAAUGAAAACUGCCAUCAUGUUGCAUUUUUUUUGUACAUCUGUAUAAUUUAAAAUAAAUAAAGUGUAGAAAAAUAUAUAUUUCUUUGGAUGUAGGUACCGGAUAGACAGGCAUGGAGGGCAUCUAUUGAAAAAUGUGUUAUGGAAAUAUUGAGUGAUGAAGCAAAGGAGAAUGGAGGAAUAAAACUGUCAAGCAAUGACAUCGAAGAAAUGGAAGGUGACUCGAAGCCGAUUACUAAAGACAGGUGAGAGACCACUUUAAUUUGUAUUCCUUUUGUAUAGCUGCCAGAAAACUGUCAAAACUGUUGAACACAGCAUAGGAUUUGUAAACUUAUUUCAUGUGUAUUCUGUAUAGAAAGUAAUUUUAUUUUUAUAUAGCAAUAAUGUGCCCCAGUAAUGCUUAUGAUGCCUGCAUCCUUCCCCUUGUCCCCACCCAUCCCCAACUGUAAAAAUUUAAUUUUACUUACCAUAUUCCCAGUGGAUAGUCUGUACAUUCCACUGAAUUAUAAGCCUUCUUUUGACAGGCAUAUCUGAUGACUUUACUAGAGUCAGUUUCUGUUUUGGCUUCCUAUGUAUUUUAGUCCUGCUUGAUACGUACGGUGGUUGUGCGUUACAUUUCUACAUUUCCACUCUCUCAGAUGGGUGCAUGAAGUGGUGAAGAAUAAUUGCAUUCAUCGCCUUCAGUGUAAUGCUUGAUGGGGUAACUUCUAAUCCCUCAGAGAGCCACAGAAGACCAGGCAAAAUGAUAGUGUGAAAAGAAGCAAUAAUUUAUUGGAAGACAGCCUCCUGAAUUCGCAAUGUUGUGGCUGGUUGAGCCUUAAGCCUUUAAUGUUCAAACUCUAAACAGCCAUUCUGUUGGCAAACAAGGCAUCCAAUCUAUCUCUACCUCGUAUUAUUCAAGCCCAUUCUACUAGAGCUGUUGCAACUUCUUGUGCAUCUAAAGCAGUUGUGUCUAAUGAACAUCCUGUACUACCUCUGUUAGUGAAAAAUAAAUAUUUGCUUUCCACAAUUUAUUUCCCUGCGUUUAGUGUCAGCUUCCAUUCAUUAAUACAGUUUUCUGGCAUGCAUUCCGUAUGCGUGUCCUUUCUUGGGGUCUUGAGGGUCGGUUUAUAGUGGGAGGAUGAGCUUUUAAAAAGUCUUCCAUUUAAACUCUGCCUGUCCUGUGGAAAAACUGCUAAAAUCUUUGUAGGAAGUACUGCCACUAAUCCAACAGAAAAAUAAAUAAAUGAUGGUAAGUAAAAUGUAUGUGUUUGGAGUGCAAGAUACUCUGAAAAGGGUUGCAUUUAAUUAUGACAAUACUAAUGUGUGUAUAUUAUGGGGGAGAGGGGGUUACAAUCUCUUCUAAUAUAAAAUGUUUUUGUUUUUCCUUGUGCGGACUGCAGAAGAUUAAUUAUGGUUCCAUAAUUAAGUCUGUAAGCAGCAUCCUUAGCAUGUUCCAUUACUGAACCAUUAACAGCUUCCGCUGAUGCUUUCCAUACCCACCUACAUUUUCUGUGCAUGAAAAAAACAUUGCAAACUUGCUUGCUGCUUCACAACAUCAACAUAAACCCAUCAAGCUUAGACUGCAAUCAUUCUAUAAUUAUAUUCAUAAGAUGGGUACUUCACUUUUAAUAGUCAUGAGUAUGUGUUCCUGAUGUUUGCCAUUUAUAGGGUUACUCAGAACAUCAUUAGUACUACAGCCCACUGUAUCCUGGCACACUCCACAGUAAGGGGACAAACUAUUUUGAAAAUAACAUGGGUUCCACAAGGCACGGAGUCUCACUCAAUGCUGGCUGAAUAGCAUCUGUCUACUGCAGAGUCGUAUAAGUCGGAUGCUGAUCCUGCCAGUAAUUCAUUGGUUGAGGAUGUCAGCCAAUGAAUGAGUGCCUGUGCAAGGAAUAUACAGAGUUGACAUUAGGCAGUCCAUCACUUAAUUUGGGAUGGCUAGUGACGCUGCCAGAGCCAAAGUUACACCUUUGACAGCAGCAUUCGAUAUCUAAGUAUGUACAGUGUUUAAUAUUGAAAUGCUACAUUUAUAUGGUAUGUGCACCAUGACCGCUUCAAUACACAGGUGUGGGUUUUUGUUUUUUGUUUUUUUUUUCUAAGUCUUCAGAAAACUGCAAAAUUAAAACUGUACUGUCACUCUUCAGGUUAAUAUUAAGUAAUUCACUUUUUUUGAAAGGCAAGCUGCAGACAUUAUGGACAGAGGGGGGUAAUUAUUUAAAGGAACUCUAUAGGCACCCAGACCACUUCAGCUGAUUGAAGUGGUCUGGGUGCAAUGUCCCUGUCUCCUUAACCCUGCAAUCAUUUUAUUGCAGUUAUUAACUCCACCUCUAGUAGCUGUCCACCAGACUUCGGGGUGGUUAGGCGACUGACUGGAAGUCCUCACACUUUGCUUGAGGAUAUCCUGCAUCGGCUAAAAUUCCAUAGGAAAACAUUAAGCGAUUCUUUCCUAUGGGCCCUAGGUCCCCUUUGCCGGUAAGAGGCAGAGCCUGACCCCAGCACCAAGGGACAUCGGGGUUGGCGUGAGGAAGGUGGGCAUUCCUAGCACCAUGGUUUCCCUUUAAGAAUACAUGGAGCAGGCACUGUAAACUCCACUACACUUUAGCAUUAUAAACAAGUGUAUUUAUAACACUAGGGAUUUGUUUUAUUGGCAUAUCAAUGCACAUGGUGUUUCUUUAAAAAAUAAAAAUUUAUUUUAAAAAAAUUAUUGUACAGUAUAGCAUUUUAUUUGCUGAGCCUCUGUGCACACCAAACCUUUUUGUGACGAUGCCCAUUGCUUAGUUGAGAUACCCACUGCUGAGCAUUUUCACUGAGGAUGGGCGUGUCAUCCACCAAACGCUUGAUACUUUAUGGGGAUAAACAUUUUAUACUUCCUCACUUACCACCCCUCAUUAUGUUAGUGAUAUUUGACUCCUGAAAAGAGUAUUGAAUGCAAGCUUACAUUUAGCUUCGAUAGUAUAACAUCCUUGUUUUCAUGUCCUGUUUUAUUAAAUCAUUAUAUCUUGCCUGGCAAUGCUUGGUGUGUAACAGCAGUUCAUGGCUGCUUGCAUAUAGAGAUUGCAGUGUACAGCAAAACAUUUGUCAUGUAAAAAAAAGUGUAUUUUUUCCAUUUCUGGGAUGUUUGUAAGUGUAAUUAAGAUUUGUAGGGGUGGUUUUUCUUUUUUAAAUUAUUUUUUUAUUACUUAGUGUUUUUCAUCGUGGCCAAGCAUAUUUAAUAAAUAGUAUUAACAAGCAACUCAGUUGAUGCAAGUCUAUUCACCAAACUGAUUUGAAAAGUCUUUUUUCAAAAUGGGGUAGCCAAAAAAAGAAAAUGUCAACCUUUGUAUUUUUAGCAUAAAUUUAGUAAAUUGCCAUCUGUAAUGGUGUUAUCCCUAAUAUUGUUAAGAGAAUAUAUUUUCAAAAGCACAACCCUAUGAGUGUGUGUUUUUUUGUGUUUUUCUCCCAAUCAGUCUUAAGUGGCAUGAUAUGUGUAGUGUUCUAUUAUAUAUUUUUAUUUUUUUCAAGCUCGAUUAAAGUAUCUCUACAUAGCUUUUUAUUUACUGCCAUUCUGUUUGCAGACUGCAAGGAUUGAAAAAUGAAACUCCUAGUGCUACGUCCACGAGCACCAACACACCUCAGCCAGUCAAUAACACUCUACGUUUCCUCGCUCGCGCUUUACUCCAGAUAGAGCAAGGCGUGGAGCGCAGAUUCUUGAAAGCUCCCUUGGGUAAGUAGAUUAAAAUGCUUUAUGUAUGACAGUAACACUGGCAGGCAUGCCUUCAAACAAGGUGGCUUUAAUCCUACACAGUCCUCAAUACUGCUUUGUAUAAUUUGACAAGUCACCCAAAAACAAAUAGAUUGUAAUGCUUAUAUGUCUGGAGAGAUUGGUCCUUGCAAUAGUCAAAAAGCAUUUAUUAAUUUGAUAGAAUAGUAACCUCCCCACCACCACACCCCAAAAUAAAAAAAAUAUAAGCCAACCUUGGGUGAGCAACCUCUAAAAUAUGUAUAUAUUGUAUGGAGAGAGGGAGUUAUUUUAUUUCUGAGGACUGAGUCUCUUACUUGUAUGCUUUCUAUUUUAAGGGUUUGCUUGCCCCAUAAUGUAUAUGAGUUGUCACUUUUUUAUUAUUCGUCCUUAAAAUUCAGGGGUGGUUUAAAUCUGUGGAAGCUGCACUUUAUCAAGGUUUUUGUAUGUCUUUGAAUAUAGACACAACUUUAAUAUACAUUGUUUUCUAAUUCCAUAAAUCCAUUCAGUAUAAACGUCAGUACUUUGUUUUGUCAGUUGAUGACAAGCCCUUCUGUGUCAUUUUAACAUUUGUCUGUAUUGGAUAGGAGACGCAGAGGACACGAAGAGGGACAAAAAAUCUGCAAAAAAGAAAGAUGAAGAACAAACUGAAAAAGAUGGCACGUAUUGUUACUUUAACCGGGAGAGGCGUUAUCCUAGUAAAAUUAGACAUUCUUUACCCCUCCUUAGUCUUGGACAACAAUUUCUGAGAAUAAAACUCGUAUCCCUACGUAUUUGAGCAUCAUGUAGUGCUUGAUGAGUAUAUUGCAAUGUUCUUAAAAAAAACAGAAAAAAACACAUUCCUUACUACAGAAUAUUUUUUUUUUCUGCAGUUCUUUUGUUAGACCUUGAUCUCUCGAAAAGGGGAUCUACAGCGGAUAGGGCAAUGUCAAGAAUGAUUUUCUGAAAUGGUUAGCUAGUUAAGAAUUCUUCCCAUUUUUUUAUUUGAAUUUUUUUCCUAACGUUCAUGCAAUGGCAGAGAUCCAUUUACGGAGUGAACUGUUUUUAGUUGCUUUGUUUAGUGUUCUAUACUUUAUAAACAUCCUUAUUUUAUUCUUCCAUUUGUAGAUGCCUGUGAUGGUGGUCGUACUCAGAGGACGGUGCUAGAUCGAUGGAGAGAAUCGUUGUUGUCGUCUGGAAGCCUGUCCCAAAUCUUUCUUCACUUAUCUACUCUGGACCGCAGCAUAUUGUGGUCUCGCUCCAUCCUGAAUGCUCGUUGCAAGGUGUGUCGAAAAAAGGGGGACAGUGAAUGCAUGCUGCUUUGUGAUGGAUGUGACAGAGGCCACCAUAUCUACUGUGUGCGACCCAAACUUAAAGUAAGUCUUUAAUAUUCACUUGUAGAAUAGCAACUACAGUCUGCAACAGAAGAGUUGUUUUUUGUUUUUGUAUUUUUUUUUUAAUUCAUUUUUAAUCUUUCUUAAUCUUUUCUUUAGUAUGUUCCCGAGGGAGACUGGUUCUGUCCUGAGUGCCGACCGAAGCAGCGCAUGAAGAGACCUCCUGCUAGGCAGAGACCUUCAGUGGAGAGUGAUGAAGAGGAGAUGGAGUCAGCAGAAGAAAAGUCUGAGGAGGAGGAAUCGGAGGAGGUAUCGGAGGAGGAGGAGGACUACGAAGAACAGAGUGUACUUUCUGAAGAAGAUAGGUGAGAAAUUAAAUAUAUGCCCGGUUAAAAAAAAUUAAUUAGGACGUUUAGUCAACUGUAUAUUUUAGAAUCUAACCCAUCAUUUUUUUUAUGCCAACCUCUUUCCAGCCCACCGAAAAGAGGAAAGGCUAAAGUCCACUUUCCAUUAAAGAAGAGUGGAAGAAUAGCUGGAAAACCUGGACCCCAGAAAAAAGGUGGGAAAGCAUCAAAAGUUUUUCAAGGCACUCCCAAAACAUUUUCACCUUCUCCACGAGGUAGAGGUAGAGGUAGAGGGCGAGGUACAGGACGAAAAACACGGUCUGCUCCACCUCUGGGAAAUAAAACCUCGUUGCGUCAAUCUACUCGGAACACACAAGCAAACACAGAUUCCCCUGGAAAUUCUCUUGUGGGGCUGGUCUCCAUCCGUGGGAAAGGACUUGGUAGGGGCAGAGGAAGUGGCAGAGGUAGGGGCCGGGGACGUGGUCGAAUGCAGAAAUCUGCUGAUAACACUCCAGUGGGAAGCCCUUUCGCCCUUCGUCCAUUCAGUCUUGAUAGUCCUGAUCACACACCUCAAAGAGGGAGAGGACAGUCUAAGAAUUCAAUGACUAUACAGAUACACUCCUCAGGACGAGGCAAGAAACGUUUGUCUACAGGUAAAUUCAUGUUUGUUAUUGCAGGAACACUCACAUGCUCAAUGGUGUGUACAUGUCUUUUAUUAAUCUGUGUCUUGUUUACACAAAAUGAUGUACACUGCAAAUUAGGGCCUUCCUAUUGGCCACAUUUUUAUGGUAUGACCCUUCUCAUUUUGUACGGUACUGCACUAUAAGCUCAGUGGACUGGCCUUUUACAGUCAUCAAAACCACUGUAGCUUAAUGAAGCAGAUUUGGUGUAUAGAUCAUGCCCCUGUAGUCUCACUACUCCAUUCUGUGCCAUUUAGGAGUUAAAUCACUGUUUCUGCUGCCCUGUGCAUAUUUCCCUGCAUGUGACUUGCACAGUCUUCCUAAACACUUCAUGUAAAGAGUCAUCUAAUGUUUACACUUCCUUUAUUGCAAAUUGUUUAAUUUAGCUUUUUUUUAAUCUUCUACUCAGUUAAUAGCUUGCUAGACCCCGCAGGAGCCUUCUCUAUGUAAUUAAAGUUCAAUUUACAGUGCAGGAGAUACAAACUUUUAAAGUAAGUUACAUCUGAUUUGAAAAUGAAACAAUUUUGCUUUUAUGCAGGCUGUGUCAUUCACGGCCAGAGGGGGUGUGACUACGGCUGCAUAAAUAGAACAAAAGUGAUUUAACUCUUAAACGGCAGUGAAACUUUAGCGGCAUCAUCUAUACACUAAAACUGCUUCUUUAAGCUAAAGCAGUUUUGGUGACUAAAGUAAUCCUUAAAGCAUUGUUUAAAUGCUGCAUACACAUUGUAUAAUUGAUAGGAUAUUUUGGGAUUCUGCUAGUGUACCUACAAUAGAGGAUAACAGUGCAAAUAUUGCUUUAUACUGUAAAACAAAAAUCUGAUUAAUAUGCACUCACAUAUUCCAAAUUGGUAAAGCGUAUUAUGGGUGCCUCCCCAUGAUGUAGAUGUUUUUUUUUUUUUUUUCUUUAAAUAUCCUUCCUCAAGUGAUAGCCAAUCAGCAAGGUGAUCCAACAAACUGCAACCAAAAGAAUACUUCAAAGGCGAUUUAUUCACUUCUUAAAAUCAGGAGGUGUACAGGUAAAAAUUAUAAAAGCAAAUAUGAAAGAAACACUGGUCCUACGCGUUUCGUCCUUAUACAAAAGGACUUCCUCAGGGACCUCUUUCAAUAAAAUACAAUCACAAUCACAAAACCAAAAAGCAUCCUAAAAACGCUACCAAACAAGCAUUCUUAUAUAGGGCUAAUCCCUUCAAGUCAUUGGUGGAAUAGUCGGUGUCUUCUCAUUUCUCAAUUCCUAUUCGUCCAAAGUUUCUUCUCCCAGGUGCGAUCACUUUGCCGGAAAAAAUGCCGGGUUCUUUCGGUACUUGGCCACUUCCGCGUAUGUCAUACGUUACGCUUGCGUCAUGUGUUCCGUUGCUCAUCACGUGAUCGUUGUGCGUUCCACAUUCGGGAAACUACAUGGCCGUGCGUUCCACGCCAUAACAAUAGCCUGAAAAUCACUUCUAUUACACCUAGUGGUUAUACACAAGGAACUAAAACAAAAGAACUAUUAGGAAUUAUAUUCAAAAGUAAUAAUAAUAAUAAUUUUUAGAGGAUAUAUUAUUAUUAUUAUUAACUAAAUACUUUCUUAUAAUGAAUGUAAAGCAACUUCCUAUCUAAGUUGAACAUUCAUAAUAUCUGUCACAAUGCACCAUCUAUUACAAAGGUGGUAGUUUAUAAAUUCAUUUCAAAUGUUAACAGUAAUAUUUAGUAUACUAACAGUGAACAAAUCUUUAAAGUGACAUGAGUGAUUAUAUACUCCAUUACAUAUCCAUAUUGUGCCUACCAUAACGAUUUUUUUUUUCUCUUCUUCCUCAAAAAACCAUAAAAUAUAUAUCUCUCUUGAUUUAGUUCAAAAAACAAACUAUGUCCAUAUCUACAUUCAACCCCCUUGGGGUGAGAGUGCAUACUCUAUGAAUCAAAUAUGACUCUCUUUGUGCUAAUCGUUUCUCUUUAUUGCCCCCUCUCCAAUGUGAUUGAAUUUGUUCUAUCCCUAUACAACGCAAUCCUUUCAGGAAAAAAAGUGGACAACUAUUACAAUGAAGGGGAACCGAAUGGGUAUCUAAUUUUUUCUUGAUAUUAAUAUGUUCCAAAAGUCUUACUUUUAAACAUCUUUGUACGGCCAACAUAUUAGCUGCCGCACGGACACUGAAACAAAUACACCACACAGUCCGAGCGGCAACCAAUCUCUGAUUUAAUGGAGAACUGUUUCCCUGUGACAGAGCUGCUAUAUGAUGCGGUUCUAUCUGUGUUCACUUGUAGACAGGCUCAACAUGUAGCUGAUAAAUUAGUCAAAAAAGGUUCCAACCAGAAAAAGAUAAAGAGAAAUUCAUAUGUCUAAGAAAAGCAGGAAUGCGUUUUUAAUGGACGGCCCUAGUAAUAAAGGAAAAGGGGAAAAUUUCAAACAGGCUUUUUUUACACAAUAUAAUGUGGAUCAUCCAAAAAUUAAAAGGAGUUUAUAUAAAUAUUGGCCAAUAUUGUUGGAGGACUCCAUUUUGGGGGAACAUUUGUCAAAAAAGCCAAAGAUUAUUUAUAGGAAAAAACAAAAUCUUAAGAAUUUAUUAGCACAAGUUAUGCUUUAAAAAAUGGAUAUAGAAAUAAAAAAGGGACUAAAGGUUUUUGGGGUUGUAAAGCCUGUUUGCAAGUGAACACAGAUAAGGUUACAUCAUAUAGCAGCUCUGUCACAGGGAAACAGUUCUCCAUUAAAUCAGAGAUUGGUUGCCGCUCGGACUGUGUGGUGUAUUUGCUUCAGUGUCCGUGCGGCAGCCAAUAUGUUGGCCGUACAAAGAGAUGUUUAAAAGUAAGACUUUUGGAACAUAUUAAUAUCAAGAAAAAAUUAGAUACCCAUUCGGUUCCCCUUCAUUGUAAUAGUUGUCCACCUUUUUUCCUGAAAGGAUUGCGUUGUAUAGGGAUAGAACAAAUUCAAUCACAUUGGAGAGAGGCAAUAAAGAGAAACGAUUAGCACAAAGAGAGUCAUAUUUGAUUCAUAGAGUAUGCACUCUCACCCCAAGGGGGUUGAAUGUAGAUAUGGACAUAGUUUGUUUUUUGAACUAAAUCAAGAGAGAUAUAUAUUUUAUGGUUUUUUGAGGAAGAAGAGAAAAAAAAAUAGUUAUGGUAGGCACAAUAUGGAUAUGUAAUUGAGUAUAUAAUCACUCAUGUCUCUUUAAAGAUUUGUUCACUGUUAGUAUACAUAUUACUGUUAACAUUUGAAAUUAAUUUAUAAACUACCACCUUUGUAAUGGUGCAUUGUGACAGAUAUUAUGAAUGCUCAACUUAGAUAGGAAGUUGCUUUACAUUCAUUAUAAAAGUAUUUACUAAUUUUUAGAGGAUAUAUUAUUAUUAUUAUUACUUUUGAAUAUAAUUCCUAAUAGUCCUUUUGUUUUAGUUCCUUGUGUAUAACCACUAGGUGUAAGAGAAGUGAUUUUCAGGCUAUUGUUAUGGCGUGGAACGCACGGCCAUGUAGUUUCCCAAAUGUGGAACGCACAACGAUCACAUGAUGAGCAACGGAACACAUGACGCACGCGUAACGUAUGACGUACGCGGAAGUGGCCAAAUACCGAAAGAACCCGGCAUUUUUUCCGGCAAAGUGAUCGCACCUGGGGAGAAGAAACUUUGGACGAAUAGGAAUUGAGAAAUGAGAAGACACGGACUAUUCCACCAAUGACUUGAAGGGAUUAGCCAUAUAUAAGAUUGCUUGUUUGGUAGCGUUUUUAGGAUGCUUUUUGGUUUUGUACUUGUGAUUGUAUUUUAUUGAAAGAGGUCCCUGAGGAAGUCCUUUUGUAUAAGGACGAAACGCGUAGGAUCAGUGUUUUUUUUCAUAUUUGCUUUUAUAAUUUUUACCUGUACACCUCCUGAUUUUAAGAAGUGAAUAAAUCGCCUUUGAAGUAUUCUUUUGGUUGCAGUUUGUUGGAUCACCUUGCUGACCUUGAUACCCCAUUGGCUAUCACUUGAGGAGGGAUAUUUAAAGAAAAAAAAAACCAUCUAUAUCGUGGGGAGGCACCCAUAAUACGCUUUACCAAUUUGGAAUAUGUGAGUGCAUAUUAAUAAUCAGAUUUUUAUUUUUUUUAUAGUAUAAAGCAAUAUUUGCACUAUGUUUUAUCCUCUAUUGUAGGUACACUAGUAGAAUCCCAAAAUAUCCAAUCAAUUAUACAGUUCUGUCAUAUGGUUAUCAGCUGGGAAAUAACCUUGGGAAGCAGUGUACCCAUAAGUUAAGUUUUUGUGUUGGAUAUAUUUUUCUACACAGAUCACUUUGUUCACGGGUGGCUGUGUGCAUACACAUUGUAGCUGACCAUGUUUAUCCCUUUAUGGCUUUUGGGUCUUUCUAUUUUCAAGCAAAUUAAUGUGCCAUGUUACAAAGCACAACUUUGCAUAAAUCCGUUCAAUUUUGGUAUAAGGAUGUAUUCGAGGUUCACCUCCAUGAAUGUGUGGAGGAGGUGGCCAACAUCUGCAAGGAAUGUUUCAAUCACCUUGUCAAAUCUGUACUGCAGAUAUUUCAGACUGCUCUGAGAACCAACAGGUCCUCCCUGUAUCCACCCGUGUAUAUAAACUGUAUGCUUAUGGGCUUAAAGCUGGGCUCUCACCGUACUAGAUGGGGCAUUAUAAACCUGUUAACCCUUUAGUGACCAGAUCGUUUUUCAAUUUUCUUACCGUUUGGGGACCAGGACUGUUUUUACAUUUCUGUGGUGUUUGUUUAGCUGUAAUUUUACUCAUUUGUAGCCACACAUAUUAUUAUUAUACCGUUUUUCUCGCCAUUAAAUGGUAUUUCUAAAGAUACCAUUAUUUGCAUCAUAUCAUUUACUAUAAAAAAAAUAACAUCUGAUGAAAAUUUUUUUUUUUAAACACACCUUUUCUAACCUUGACCCCCAAAAUCAUGUGCAUCUACAACUGCCAAGAAACACCCGUGCUAAAUAUUUUUUAGAUUUUGUCCUGUUUAGCUUUUUUUUUUUUUUGUGGAAAGUUAUAGGGCAAUAAGUAAAAGUAGGACAUUACUGUUUCAAAAUAUAUAUAUAUAUAUAUAUUUUUAUUAUCAGUGGUGACAUUGUAACCCUGUUAUGUCAUAAAUCUCUGAAUCACACCUCACAUGUACAUGUUUUUCUAAAGUGGACAACCCAGGGUAUUCAGUAUGGGGCAUGUCCAGUCUUUUUUAGUAGCCACUUAGUCACAAACACUGGCCAAAGUUAGCAUUCAUUUUUGUGUGUGAAAAAUGCAAAAAAACUAAUUUGAACGUUAAUUUUGCCCCGUGUUUGUGACAAAGUGGCUACUAAAAAAUACUGGACAUACCCCAUUUGCAAUACCUUGAGUUAUCUACUUUUGCAAAUGGGUAUGCCAUCAUGGGGGAAAUUCUUAUUCCUGGGCUACCAUACGGUGUCAACCUGGCAAAAUUCAAUAUGAAAAAAAGGAAAUGCAAGCCUUAUAUUUGACCCUGAAACUUUUGAAAACCCCAAAAAACCUGUACUGGGGGAGGUGGGGGGGGGGGGUGUUCGGUUUUACUCGCGAGACUCCGGAACACAAAUAUUAGUGUUUCAAAACAGUAAAAUGUAUCACAACAAUAUCACCAGUGAAUAUCACCAGUGAAAGUGCAGUUUGUGUGUGAAAAAUGCAAAAAACUUCACUUUCACUGACUAUCUCAUCAUUGUGAUGUUUUACUGUUUUGAAACACUAACAUUUAUGUCAAGUGGAGUCUCCCGAUUAAAACAGUAACGCCCCCAUGUACAGGUUUUAUGGUGUCCUGGAAAGUUAUAGUUAAAUAUAGGGCUUGUGAACCAAAUUCUCUGGACUUUCUGCCUGGGUUGUCAGGCAGGUCCCUCAAAUUGCAAUUAAUAAAAGGACUUAUUAAUUGUAGAAUUUAAAUACAUAUGUACAUACAUCAUUUUUUUUAAAUUUUUUAUAGAGAGAUUUGCACUAACAAUGAAACCGCAGUCCAUGAGUGGUUCACUGGCUUUGCAUCUUUUGUUUCAAAGCUGUUGCAUACAGAAAACACAGACUCAAAUGAAUUCAUGUUUAAAAUAGAAUAAGGCAAAAAAAAAUUUUUGUUUAAACUAAUUUGCAUAUGCCCACCCAGAAUCCUUUGCAGUAGUAACAUCACAGCAAAUUUGUGAUUUCUGUGGGAAAAGAAAGUCUUAUGGCUUGACUGGUGUGCAGAUUUUGUUUAACAUUGUAUUAACUAUCGAUAGAUAAUGGAUAGAUAUGUGUGUAGAUAGAUGAACUUCAUUCAAAAUGAUUUAAAUAUAUGUAUAUUAUCUAAAUAGUUAAAGGGACACUAUAGUGACCAGAACUACUACAGCUUAAUCAGCCCUGCUGUUCAGCGUCCCAACGCUCUGCAUAGAGACGCAGAAUUGAGAUGCAUUGUUUCAGUGCAGCUCUGUGAGGAGGUCCUGAUUUCCAAAAAGGCAUUUGGCCCUUUUCUAACCAAUUCAAUGCUUUCCCUAUGGGAAAAUCUGCCCUUUUGCCCUCACGAAAGGGGCAGAGCCGUCACCAGCAGACCUGCGCAGCGCUGGACAUAAGGUGAGUUUUAAACUUUUAUAGGGGAGCUAAGGGGGGGGGCGGGGGGAGGUGGGUUAAACACUAUAUGGUCAGGAAUAUGUUUGUGUUCCUGACACACUAGUGCUCCUUUAAAACAAAUUUAAACGGGGGGGCGUGGCUACCGGCGGAGCAAGAUGGACGUGUAAUCUCUAGCUCCUGCACAUGGGCUCCGAAAAAGGCGUCUCAAAACCCGCAAUAGACGACCCUGACAAACCAAAAACGAACAUGUCACAACCCAAGCAGAAAAGGCAAGCCUCCAAAACCGAAAAACAAAACUUUUUUGGUCAAACUGCCGCGCAAAACAAAUAUACAAACCAGCAGCACCAACAAGAUGGCGGGGAGGAAACACACGACAGCAACCUCCUUACAGACUCUGCCGACCAGACUAUGGAAGAGCCGGUCACCAAGCAAUUUCUUUUGGAACAGCUGGGAGCGUUCUCCAGCAAAAUGAUGGCUGGCUGGGAAAAAGGCCUAUCAAGCCUGAAGAAAGACAUAGGGGAGCUGGGAGCGAGAACCUCCCGCGUGGAGGAGAGGAUAGAGGAAACACAAGAGGCACACAACCACCUAAUAGACCAGGUGAACGCACUGCAAGCCACAGUAUCCACAAUGGAGAACAAGCUCAUGGAUAUUGAAGAUAGGGCGAGGAGGAAUAAUCUACGACUGCGGGGCAUACCAGAAACGGUGGCCCCUGCGGACCUCCAGGCCUACGUGCACGAAUUUUUCCAUGUGCUCUCGCCAGACACACCGCCAGACAUGCUCCUCUUGGAUAGAGUACACAGAAUACCUAAACCUUCACACCUACCACCCUCAGUCCCAAGGGAUGUCAUCCUGUGCGCUCACUACCAUCAUAUUAAAGAAAUAAUCUUAAAACAGAGCAGAACAAAUAAAAAUGCACUUGGCAAAUACGCUGAUAUAAAGAUAUUCCCGGACCUAUCCGCAGCGACGCUGAGAAGGAGGAAAGCCUUCCAACCCAUCACUAUCAUCCUCAGGCAGCACCAAAUAGCUUACCGGUGGGGUUACCCCCUCAAGCUUCUCAUCACCAAAGACGGCGCGACGAAGAUAUUGGCCUCGCCAGAAGACGGUGAAAAGCUCCUCAAGGAAUGGAACUUACCCACACCAAGCAAGCCGACUAGAGAAUCUGCCAUGCUGCAUCGUGAAUGGCGCAAAGUAUAGUAUCAAUAGACUUAUACCAGCCAAUCUGGACUGAUAAUAAGAUAUAACGAGUAGAGGCUGGUAAUGUAUAUAAUGAUCCAAUUGUUUAUGUUUGCUUAUGCUAAUUUUGUUAACCUUGUGACACCUCAACCCGCACAUUUCCAUGGCACAGACAACAACUACACGCACGCCAACGCACACUAGAACCCCGAAUGCCAAAAGUAGACCAAAUCUAGAUCAGAUUUACCCCCUACCUAAUUGAGUAGGCACACCCACCAACCCACACCUAAGACAAAAGGGUUAUGGAUAACCUACUGACCCCAACCUGCUGGAAUUGAAGUGAAGCUGAAUUGCAGACGCAAAGUUAGCUGCACCACAACCUGAAUGCCUAUCUAAGAUUGUACAACUGAAAAAAAAAAAAAAAAAGUUAAUAUUAGUAUUACUCUACUACUGUAUAUUAGAAUCAAACGGAGCAAGAGGUCGGGGGGAAGGUGGGGACACGCUAACCGAAAUACCCCGACACGAAGCACAGCACAGACGCACUAGCAUUCUUAGUACAAGAAGCUGUGGCAGCUUUCCCCAACACACUGUAGCAAUUGCCGGGGUGAUAUAUAAAAUAAAAAAAAAAUAAAAAAAAAAAACAGCACUUGCACUCCCUCUGACCUCGGUACCUAUACUAAGAUAAGGCACCAAACCCAUAAUCAGGGAUACUAGCUUGGCAUGAAUUUCGGGGAAUACGAUAAUACCUAAACAAUGAAGGAGCCCAGGUAGCCUCCUUCGUGAGCAGAAAGUACAUGCUCACCACACCCCAGGUACUACCAAGGAGUACCGAGCCCUACAUCUGGGCAUUGUUGUACAUAGUUGAGUUCUCUACGAGACUCAGGUUUAUACCCCACCUAUCCUUAUCCCUAGUUGCAAACCAUGAGAAGGAUCAAGAACCCACUACACCCAAACCUAUGCAUAUCAAGCAAACAGUCCGCAAGUCGCUCAUCACCAGGCACACACCAUGGCUGGCAUACCGAGGCAGACUAUCACUAAACAUUAUACUGAACUACUCAACAACAGACGAAGAAUUCCAACCUGCCCAACCCCAUAAUGAAAAUAUAUUCACAUAAUGUAAGGGGCCUAAAUACCCCCCAAAAACGCCAAACAUUGCGCACAGAACUGAAAAACCACAACGCGGAUGUGAUCUGCCUCCAAGAAACUCACUUCAAAAGGCAGACAUCUCCUUCCUUGGACCCUUCACAAUUCCCAAACCAAUACCACUCCACACAUAGCCACAAAUCUAGAGGAGUUAGCAUUCUAAUACACAAAUCAGUGGCAUUUGAUCCACUCAAAAUAGUUAAAGACGCCAAUGGGAGAUACCUCAUCCUAAUAUGCAACCUCAAUGAUAUCACAUACACCAUAGUCAAUAUCUACGCACCAAACGACAAUCAAUGGCACUUCCUACAUAAAAUACUGACUAAAGUAAGUACUGUACAACAAGGCAUAGUAAUAUACUGUGGAGACCUAAACCACACCCUAGACCCAGAAAUGGACACUACACUGGACGCAAAAAAACCCAGACUGGCAUCUCUUAGACCGGCCUGCGCCAAACUUAAUAAACUGCUAAUUCAAUUUAACUUAUACGAUGUGUGGCGCACACUACAUCCAGGAGAUAAGGACUACACCUACUACUCCCAAGUGCACAAGACCCACUCUAGGAUAGAUCAUUUUUUCAUGACCAGCACAGGAUUACCACACACGCACCAAUGUACACAUGGAGAUAUUACAUGGUCGGACCACGCCCCAGUGAUACUGACACUCACUGACGCAUUCACAUACAAAGGCAAAGGCUCAUGGAGACUAAACAACUCACUGCUUCACGACCAAGACUUCACCCUCACACUAGACCAAGAACUUAAACAAUACUUUACUACUAACGAGAACCCCCAGACCACGGCCCCGAUUCUGUGGCAAGCACAUAAAUCAGUCGUACGAGGACUGUUGAUCCGCAGAGCAUCAUAUCUCAAUAAACAAAGACGUGCAACACUGAUGAAACUGCUCAUACAAUUAAGAGAUACGACCCAAACUUAUUACCAAACAAAAAAACAGGAUCUCCUAUCGGAAAUCCAAAACAUCACCUCCAAAAUUAAUGACCACCAAUUCCAAAAAACGGCAUACAUUCUGAAAAAAUUCAAAAUGAACCAUUAUGCAAAAGGGAACAAGGCCAGCAAACUGCUGGCCAACAUGCUACGCAAAAAGCAAUCUAACUCCAAGAUUCCAUACAUUCUCUCAAAAAGUAACCAAAAACUAUGGAAUCCACAAGACAUGAAUAGGGAAUUAGUGACCUUCUAUAACACCCUCUACAAUCUAAAAGCAGAUGAAACCCUAUAUCAACCAACUGUCACAGACAUUGAGGGAUACCUACGACAAAUACCACUGCCAACACUGACAGAAGAACAAAAACACAAACUAUCGGAACAGAUCUCGAUAACUGAACUGACGGACACAAUUGCCAGACUACCUACAGGGAAAUCCCCGGGCCCAGACCGAUUCACGAAUCAAUACUACAAAACUUUCGCACCCACACUCGUUCCUUACAUGAAACAAACCUUUCAAUCCAUAAUACACACGGGGACGAUCCCACAGGAAAUGCUCAUAGCCCAUGUAGCCACACUACCCAAACCGGGGAAAUUGCCAGACAAAGGACAGAACUUACGCCCAAUCUCACUUCUUAACACAGAUCUUAAACUGCUGGCGAAAAUAUACUCGAAUAGACUAGCUGCAAUGCUUCCAGACUUGGUCCAUGAAGACCAAGUUGGCUUUAUAAAGGGAAGGCAGGGCACUGACGGUACUAGGAAAGUUUUAGACAUACUAUACAGCAUACACAAACGGAAAACGGGAUGCCUAUUCCUGUCACUUGAUGCCGAAAAGGCUUUUGAUAGGCUGAAUUGGGACUUUCUCAGAGCGACCUUAACGAAGUUCGAAUUCCCACCAGAGUUCAUGAACACAAUACAGGCUUUAUAUAGCAAACCCACCGCUAGACUCAUCAACGCAGGGUUCCUGUCGGAUCCGUUUGAGAUCACAAAUGGGACCAGACAGGGAUGCCCCCUCUCACCCCUCUUAUACGUACUGGCGUUAGAACCUCUCACGACUCUCAUUAGACAACACCCAUUAAUCCUAGGCAUCAAAACACAAAACAAAGAACAUAAACUUACACUAUUCGCGGACGAUGUACUAUUGACGCUACAAGACCCCGAAGCCUCCCUACCACAUUUCCACUCUACACUAGAAAACUAUAGUAAAAUGUCCUAUUACAAACUAAAUAUUUCUAAGACGCAAGCUCUUUGCAAAGGUCUCCCCCCAGAGGUCACUUAUAACCUAAAAAACACCUACACAUACGACUGGAGAACUGACUACAUUACAUUUCUAGGUAUACGGUUCACAAAAUCACACACCGCAUUAUUUAACGCCAAUUAUGGCAAACUCAGUAUAGAAAUAAAGAAACAACUACAAGAAUGGAAAACAUCAUUCAUAUCCUGGUCGGGACGCAUGGUAGCGAUCAAGAUGAUAAUCCUCCCUAAGUUGUUAUACCUUUUCAGAUCACUUAUGAUACAUAUACCCGCCACUUACUUUACCACAAUCCAACGCUGGAUAUCCAGAUUUGUUUGGAAUGACAAAAGGGCACGUAUAGCCCUAAAGGUACUGCAGUUACCGCUCAAAGAAGGGGGUAUGAAUCUGCCAAAUCUUAAACAGUACUACCAUGCAACCGUACUUAGCAGCAUUAUCCAAACACGACCAGGCGCACAAGCACCUCAAUGGAAACAUCUAGAAGCAGAAUGGGCCAAUAAUAUUAGUACUGACAACUUAAUGUGGAUACCGAAACAUACCCGGCCGCAACUACAAGAUUGCCUACCAACCACAACAUUAUCACUAAAAAUAUGGGACGGAGCCCGUCCCCUCCUAACAAAUAACUCAAUCCUUUCCAAAGCCAUGCCACUUAAAUCAAUCGCACACAUUAUCCCGGAUUUUAACUACAGAAUAUGGGAAAGACACGGCAUACAAUUCCUACACCAGAUACUCACCAAUACGGGACUAGCAACCUUCGCCUCAUUACAGGCCUCACAUAAGCUCCCAACGAUAGCACAUUAUUCAUACCGCCAAUUAGACUCAUGGUUGCGCAUACAAAUUCAGGAGAAAACAAUCAACACUCAGACACAAAAGAUGACAGAAUUUGAGGAAAUGUAUAUUAGCCCCACACCGCCCCAGAAAGUCAUAUCCUCUAUCUAUACAACACUACCCACAAAAUGCAAACUGCACGAACACAGAUUUAUCAAAGCGUGGGAAACAGAAACCCACAAACAAUUUACUGAACCGGAAUGGGAACGCAUGAUCCUAACCCCCAAAUCCUUCACGUUAUGCUCAAAACACAUAGAGCUUGCCAAAAAACUCCUAUAUAGAUGGUACCUUACACCCAUACGACUACACAAAUAUAAUCAAUCCCUUCCAACACACUGCUGGAGAUGCAAAUCAGGCACAGGAACAAUGGCACACAUAUGGUGGACCUGCCCAUACCUGCAACAAUACUGGAAAGACAUAUCCAAAAUCAUCACACACAGUACAGGAUGCACCCUACCUCAUAAUUUGGACAACUAUGUGCUCUUCAAUAUCCCAGAGUCGCUACCUAAACCAGAUAGGUACCUCAUCUUCCAUAUAAAUAUAGUAGCCCUAGGCGCUCUAGCACAAAACUGGCUAUCACAAACUAUACCCUCCAUCCCCAUGUGCAUACAACAAAUAAGCCACGCGGGCCACUUUGAAACCACAAUGAGAAGGCAAACCACUUCUCCCAACAAACCACACAAACAGUACCGAAGAUACUGGGAAAUAGCAUGGGAUAAGUGGGAAACAUACAAAAAUGACACAACAGGGAACCUCCCAUCGUGAGCUGAUGUCGUGAAUGACCUCGACCCACACGAGGCCAGAAUACUUGCCAAAGCAUACCCCACCAGACGGGAAUGCCAAAGUAACUGACCACAAGGAGUACGACCACUCCAUACAACACUAGAGGUCCAAAGGUAAACUUGAAGAGCAACCGAAAUAACCCUCAAAUGACUUCAAGCACAUAUCUAGUCCCCAGGGAAAUUAUGGCAAACAAUACCACUGAAGCAUAGGGUCAGGCCCUAGUUCUCUCCCUCUCAUCCACUCCAAGGGUACGGGAAAAGUAUAUAUCCCAAAGGCCAAUGCACGAAUGUCACUGCCUUGCACGGUUCAACAGUAAUUAUGUGUACUCCAACAAUGUAAUUACAGCGACUGUAUAUGAUGACUAACUUGUACACACUCUUUAGGGAAUUGCAACUACCCCCCUCCCCAUCCCUCCCUUCUUUUUUCUGUAUCCUCAUCCCUAAAGAAUGACAAAACAAUAAAAAUUGUCAAAUUUGAAAAAAAAAAAAAACAAAUUUAAACAGUUAUCACAUUUUUUUUAUAUAUAUGUACUAAUCAUUCUAAGUGUAUUUUAAUAAUAUAUAUCAUUAAAAUACAUUUAGAAUAAUGAAUUGUGUAUGUGCAUAUAAACGUACUUGAAUUAUAUAUAGUAUUUUUUAGUAGCCACUUUGUCACAAACACGGGGCAAAAUUAACAUUCCAAUUAGAUUUGUGCAUUUUUCACACUCAAACAAAUAUUAACGCUAACUUUGGCCAGUGUUUGUGGCUACAAAAAGAGACUGGACAUACUCCAUAUCGUAUACCCUAGGUUGUCCACUUUAGAAAAAUAUGUACAUAUGAGGUGUGAUUCAGAGAUUUAUGACAGAUAACGGUGUUACAAUGUCACUAUUGAUAACUGUAAAAAUAUAUAUUUUGAAACAGGAAUGUCCUAAUUGUACUUAUUGCCCUAACACUUUCCACACAAAAAAAAAAAAAGCUAAGGACACUGGAUAUUUCUAAACUCCGGAUCAAAGUACUUUUCACUUUUUUGCAGGCAUGAGGGGGGACAGCCUGAGAGCUCAGGCACUCCCCCUGCACAAGCCGGCUUUUCCGGCCAUGUGAUCGUGAGGACCCUACGAUCACGUGGCCCGGGGGUCCAGAAAAGCUGCAGGGGGGACUGCCUGGAAUGCCAGGCAAGUCCCCCACAUUACGAUCGCCGGUGGGGGUUUGCAAGCGAUCAGGUAAGUGGAUAUUUGGGAUCGGACGUACCAGGUACAUCCAAGGUCAGGAAGGGGUUAAAGGUUAGCAUAAUUUCUUAUUUAACCCUAUUUGUGCCCCUUGUGGCUUUGUUACAGUAAAAAGACAUUUGCGUGUAUUGGCCAACAACACAACAUAUGUAUUCUGUUUUUUGUUUCUUAGACCACAUUUCAGCAGAUCAAGCAAACAGGAGGAGCUCCGGCAGGAAUCAAGGUGUGCACGAGCUAUCUGCUUGCGAGCAGUUAGUUGUGGAGUUAGUGAGACAUGACGACAGCUGGCCUUUCAUGAAACUUGUGUCAAAAAUUCAGGUACCGUGCAUGAUAACAGCGACCAGAAUGUCAGAUUUACAGAAAUGUUAGUUUUUGCACUUAAAAUCUGUAGUAAAGAAAAAUAUUUGUUUUUACAUCCAGUGCUGGUGGUGUUUGCGAAGUUUCUUUUUAAAAAAAAAAAUAUUUUAUUUAUACUAGUGUUAUCUACAUUGUUUAAAGGAACGGUACUUACAACAUCAUCGUUUGGUGGGUGGCUGUGUCUGUGUGUUAGAUGUUUUAAUUUACUAGUUAUCAAACCAAAACACAAAAUCCUUUCAAAAUCAACAUAAACAUACCUGUAAUCAAACAUGAAGACAGACUACUCGCUGCUGUCUGAUCCUCUUAAUGUGAAGUGAUCAAGAUUGUUGACGUUUGUCUAAUCAAAUGUGUUUAAGCUGUCCCCACACACUGAUCCAUUGCUCAUCUAUGAUAAUUACUGUAUCCAAUCUGAGAGCCACUAGUGGCAUGCUUAGUGCUAAAAUAUAAACAGUGUGGUUUCUCAGGAAUGAUAUUGUUCAUCUGCCAGGCUGAUGGGGCUGCAUCUAUGCCCCAAAAGCUGUUCUUUAAAGGGGCAUUAUAGUCACAAUACUAUAAAAACUAUUACAUUUAAAACUACAGCUUAAUGUAAUGGUUCUGGUGCCUACAACCUAUCCCUGCAGGCUUUUCAAUGUAAAUUCUUAGUUUAUAUUCCUAUCUCCGUGCUGCAAUGUGUGCAGUACUGGUGUUGAGCAUCUCCACACUCUUUAUGGAGUCGAUGGACAUUCCCUAUAGAUGCGUCAAUACAAUAGAUCUCUAAGAGUAGAUGCUGUUUAGCAGAGUGCAGCAUUUUUGCUGCAUCUGCGCAAUAGCCUUCUAAUGGGAAAAUGUUAAAAGGGCUGCGAUAAUCAAGAAUGAUCUUAGCCGUGGAGGCGCGGGCCAGACGCAGUGAGACCAAUGUAGGAGAGAAGGUGAUUAAAAACCUUUCAAUGCACAGACAGAGGGGCUGGGAUCUAAACAGCCACACCAGCACUAUAGUGUCAGCAAUACAUUUUUUUUGUAUUGGAUUGUUUAUGUGGCAUUUACACACCACUGAAUUUACCUGAGCCUCGUUUGCAGAUUUGAAAUCACUGUAUCCCUUAGCUUAUGUUUGAACAUAUAUAAUGCAGGUUUUUUUUUUUUUUUUUAUGUAUAAAUCUCAAUUUGUGUAUUUGGGGGUAAUAAAAUAAAAAAACAAUCUUCCCUUACAGGUUCCCGACUACUUUGAUAUUAUCCAGAAACCCAUUGCUCUAAAUGUCAUCCGAGAGAAAGUGAACAAAUGUGAAUACAAAUCUGCAUGUGAGUCCCUUUAAAAAAAAAGUCUUUAAAAAACAAAAUCUUUUCUAGAAAUCUAUGCUUUUCAACUUUACCAUUUUUUAUUUUUUUAUUUAAAUAUAUUUUAUAUACAGAUCAGUGAUAAAAUAUUUCUCAAAUCAAUAUUGAUUAUUAUAUUGUGUUCAGUACUCAGUAGGAAUUUAUGAAAAUGCUCAUUAUUAGCUGUCAGUCUGGACAGAAUGGUCUUCGUGUUGGAGGCUGCAGUUCCUAUCUGUUUUGCUAUUCUUACUAUAUUGUUAGAAGUGUGAUGAACCGUUUUAAGAUUAAGCGUUGUGUAGAUACAAUUUUUAAUUUUUAAAAAAAAAAUUCCUCUCUCAUUCUAUGCAUUAAAAUGAUUCAAAAAGCAUGUGUUUCUCCCAUACAGCCGAAUUUGUGGAAGAUGUCGAGCUGAUGUUUUCCAACUGUUUUGAGUACAACCACUUUAAUAGCAACGAAGCCAGAGCGGGUGUCAGGCUUCAGUCUUUCUUCGCCAACGAAGCCGAAAAACUGGGGCUGGAGGUCUCUUGCAGCAAAACACAGACCCCUCUCCCACCUUCAAAAAGGUCUCGGAUCUGAUACUAAAGCUGGAUUUGCGUUUUCAGGGAAUUUAAUGUCCUGCUGAACAGAAUCUCCAAACAAAUUACAAAUGUAACUCAAACGUCCAAAAAGUGUGACAUACAUGAGUUCCUCUUACUAUCCAGCACUCAGGGGAAAGCAGAAUAAUACUGCAAAACCAGGUCUACACCACAUAAACAUGUUUUAUAGAAUUCUAUAUGUAUAUCAGAUUUGCAACGCACUGUUUUACAAUACUAGAAUAGUUUGAUCGUUUUCCUCUGUUUAUCUAAGGAUAACAUAUCUUUCCAUAUGUACUUUUCUAUUUUGUGUAGUUAUUUUGAUAAGCAGUUGACUGUUAACUAUGGGAAGGGGGAGGCGGGCAGGGACCAAUAAAAGGCCAUACGUUUUCUACCUGAACAACACUACUUGAGUGAAUAAAGUGAGUAUAUAUAUAUAUUUUUUAUUAAUAUUGUUUUGUUUUUCUUUUUCUUUUCUUUUUUUAAUCUGGGCUUCAUCAAUGGAGAGUAUUUCAGAAUGUCUUACAUAGAUAUUUAUUUAGCACUCAAAUGUGUGACUGUUUUGGUAUUUAUAAAGUUUUACCGAACGUAAAAUGGUAGUGAUGUGAAUUUGGUAUCUUUCAAAUCGCACUCAAUUUUUCCUGAAACCUAGAAUAUGGUUCUUCCUUUUUCAUGCAACUUGCUUUUUGUUUUUUUUUGUUUGUUUUUUGGCAGGGAGGGGGGUCCUCUCUCUCUCUCUCUUUGUUCAUGUUCAGAUUCAAGUGUAAAACAAUAAAAUUUGUUUGUUUUUUCCAAAGUUCUUUUUGGGUUUUAUUUUUAUUUUGCUGUUAAAUGUUACUGUAUAUAUUUG